Pelobates cultripes (western spadefoot toad) is the source of this 56342-nucleotide messenger RNA. NCBI's taxonomy places the organism in Eukaryota, Metazoa, Chordata, Amphibia, Anura, Pelobatidae. The record is from the annotation of a GenBank genome assembly.
AGGACAAACAAGGACAGGGAGCCCGAGCAGCAGGUAACCGGCACCUGGGGGCCAACACUGGGGGCCACAGCCCGGGGAGGGCCAAUACCUGGGGUCCCUGGACUGUCACAUUAACCCCUCCACUGCCAGAGCUCAGACUGUCACAUUAACCCCUCCACUGCCAGAGCUCAGACUGUCACAUUAACCCCUCCACUGCCAGAGCCCAGACUGUCACAUUAACCCCUCCACUGCCAGAGCCCAGACUGUCACAUUAACCCCUCCACUGCCAGAGCCCAGACUGUCACAUUAACCCCUCCACUGCCAGAGCCCAGGCUGACACAUUAACCCCUCCACUGCCAGAGCUCAGGCUGUCACAUUAACCCCUCCACUGCCAGAGCCCAGACUGUCACAUUAACCCCUCCACUGCCAGAGCCCAGACUGUCACAUUAACCCCUCCACUGCCAGAGAUCAGACUGUCACAUUAACCCCUCCACUGCCAGAGCUCAGACUGUCACAUUAACCCCUCCACUGCCAGAGCCCAGACUGUCACAUUAACCCCUCCACUGCCGGAGCCCAGACUGUCACAUUAACCCCUCCACUGCCGGAGCUCAGACUGUCACAUUAACCCCUCCACUGCCGGAGCUCAGACUGUCACAUUAACCCCUCCACUGCCGGAGCUCAGACUGUCACAUUAACCCCUCCACUGCCGGAGCUCAGACUGUCACAUUAACCCCUCCACUGCCAGAGCCCAGACUGUGACAUUAACCCCUCCACUGCCGGAGCUCAGACUGUCACAUUAACCCCUCCAAUGCCGGAGCCCAGACUGUCACAUUAAUCCCUCCACUGCCGGGGCUCAGACUGACACAUUAACCCCUCCACUGCCAGAGCCCAGACUGUGACAUUAAUCCCUCCACUGCCAGAGCUCAGACUGUCACAUUAACCCCUCCACUGCCAGAGCCCAGACUGUGACAUUAACCCCUCCACUGCCAGAGCUCAGACUGACACAUUAAUCCCUACACUGCCACAGCUCAGGGCUAGACUGUCACAUUAACCCCUCCACUGCCAGAGCCCAGACUGUCACAUUAACCCCUCCACUGCCAGAGCUCAGACUGACACAUUAAUCCCUACACUGCCACAGCUCAGGGCUAGACUGUCACAUUAACCUUGCCUGGGGGUUUUGAGCUGAUCCAUGCAAUACUAUUGUACUGUAUAAUGUCAGUAAAUCAUUACAUUAUUGCAAGAAAGUAUUAAUAUUUUAUGGAUAAUGAUGUUUUAAAAAAAAAAAAUAAAUUUUGUGCAACAAAUUUCACAAUAUUGUCUGUGUGGGGAGGUUGCAUAUUGCCUUCCAAAGCUAACUGCAGUUUUGAUUGAUAUGUUUUUGCUGGAUAUUGGCACUAGGUCCUUGACUAAUUAAGUUGGUCUUUGUUUGUGUAACUACACAUUGAUCACUAGUUGAUCUGCCUUGUAAUGGUCACCCCUCUGACACCAUGAGACUUCUCCUGUAUAACAGAUUUUCUGUUUGGUUUUAUAUCUAAUAAUGCGCUUUGAUUAGUGGGUCCUUGAAUUGAUUUUAUAAUUAAAGCACAGCUUAUUAAGCCAGUGUCAUGUACGUUGUUUGGUCCAGGUCAAGAGACAUAACAGACUCACUCUAGAGUUUAAAGGAGCAUUCUGUACAUCAUAACCAUUCUGUGCUAAUGUGAUAGUUAUCUUGCGAUUCCGUGUUACACGUCAUCACCCUGUUAUUAAACAAGCCAUUAUUGCGUGACUUCAUCAAAACAUGGGGUCCCCAAGACACCUGCACCUGAAUCUUUGGAUCCACAGUUCGUCCUCUGCAUUAGUGAUAUUUCGUCAUAUUUUAACUCCAUUCAUGGAACAACUUACACGGUUUUGGUCAAAGUGCUCGAAAACUGUUUGACCCAGAAGUGGGUGAUGGCGCCAACAUUCAAAUGGCUCUGCAGUGAUCAGACAACAGAGUGGUUAAUUUUAGUGCAACGUAGGCGAAUUGGAAAAAUAACCAAAUGGUUGGGAAUUCCAAACUGGAUACUUAAUUUCCUUGUGUGUACAUGCUGAUUGAAAGGAAAUGUCAGCUUUUAAUGGAACCUCAUGUUUUCAAUGCUUUCUGGAAAUAAUGCAUAGAAAUUGAAAAGUUGUUCUGAACUGAAUUCCCCUAAUUUCUGGAAAUCUUUAGGUUUUCCGGGACCUUAGAAAUGGAGGAGAUAUUGUAGCCAAUUGGAUCUGCAAUUCAGUAUAACCAAAAGGCAAUAUGUGGGCCCCAAGGAGGACAGACUGAAUGACAACCUCCUUUGCCCAGCUGACUCAAUGUCCUUGUGUUAUUGUGAGCUGUGUGUGUGAAUCCAAUGAUGCGCUUUCUGCAGACAUAUCCCUAGUGUCCCCAGCUACAACUGUGACUGCAGGAUUGUCCAGCCUAACCCAGGCCUUUUGGGAGGCGAUACAAUUUCAUUCACUACUUUUGUUUACAAAAUACAUGAAUGAAUUCAGUGCAGAAGCCACCAGUACCUAAUUUAAUAGUUUGCUGUACAGUUACUUUUUUGUCCCCUCUCCCCUCCAUGAUGCAAUUGAGGCACAUGGCUGCAGUACAAGCUCCCUCAUAGCAAUUGAUGAGUAAGUGGGGACAGAUUAGUUAGGGGCAGGAGGAAGCUCAGUAGGCAGUAAUAUGCCAUCAGGAAGUGAGUCCUGAUUUUUAGACCCAAAUCUUGGUCAUCACUCCCUCCGUGUCACUACGACAAGCAUGGAGUUAGUAGAAAUGCACUGAACAUGACAAUUUGAUAUUAAUAUGGUGCUUCAUUUAAAAUAGCUUUCUAGUUUGGGCUAAUGCCUCUCAAAUGCUUUGUGGUUGGUAGUUUCAUUUAAAAAAAAAAAAGGUUUUGUAGAGGGAGAAAGCUUUUUGCCAAUUAUUGGCAGAGUAUGUGGCACCAGAAGGCUUACAUUGGGCAUAAAGGAUAAAUUUUAGUGAAUACAAAGCUGAACUGCAAAAUUCAGGAUUAACAAGUGAAGCUGUCAAUACUAUAGCAGUGUUAACACUUUUCCAGAUCGUCAGUUUUUGUCCAAAUUUUGCCAUUCAGAUUAGAAUUCACUUUCAUUUUCACUGUCACAAGGGAACACCUUGCCAAACCCUUUAAACAGGUCGGGUUUAUUUAUACUUCAUGAAAUUGAAUAGAUCUCUGAAAUAAGUUGCAAGGUGAGUGAUUGGUUGUAAAAAAGGCAUCGUUGAAUUAUUGGGAUAGUAACGAAUACCCAGUGAUGUAUCGUACUGAUUACCAAUGAGACGUGGGUUUGUCUUGCUUUGCAUAGAGCUUAGUGUAUUUAAUUUUAGUCUGGGUAAUAAAAUUCACUAAUGUACACUACAUUUAGGCUUCUAAACGCGAUAUUGUUACAAGGUGGCUGUGUGGACCCUCCCUUGGCUAGCUCAUUAUGUUUUAUUAAACGUCUACCUCUAAGCUCACAGAUAAUAUUGUCCUGUUUCAUAGUGUUUAGAAGUACUUGGUUUCUUUAUGCAUUGAUGAAGGUAAACAGGGUGUAGUUUAGUAUUAUCCAGCCCAGAGUGACCAGGCAAACGUGUUUCCUUGUGACAACAGAUUAAGGUUAAAGAGUCAGAUUAGAUUCUUUCUUUUAAAGGUCUCUUGCACAAUGAGUUAGGGCCCUAGGCAAAGACUAGUUUACAAUGAAUGUCAGCUCUUGUGAUCCUACAUAACAGCUUGCCCAGCUUCAUCUUUUAACGCUCUCCAUUAUAACCAGACGUGUAAUGCAGGCUCAUUUUGUCUCAAUCAGUAAGUAGAAGAGGCAGCUAGGUUAUAUCUGUGUUCAAAGUGUAAGGGGUGGUUUUUAAACAUAUGUUUUAUUUUGAUGAGGGUAGCCUUCUAUGGGCAACCGUGUCACUUUUGCUUUUACAUAGGCAACUAUUAUGAAUAUUGAAAAAUAGGACAAUUUGUGUCUGUCUUUCUGAAUUUUGAUGUAAUGAACAACCACCUGUAAAAGGUUAAAUUAACCUACAUUCCCAGAGCUUUUUUUUUUUUUUUGUCUGCGCUGUAUAGCAGGAAAGGUGACAGGUGAAGGGCAUCACUUUGAUUUGGUCAUUGUUUUACAGGUAUGAAUACAGGCCCACUCUGGACACCUAUCACUUGCAUAUAUUGAUAGUCAGGACAUGCAGAAUGUUAGGAAACAGUCAUUAAUCAAAUAAUUAUCUGGCAUGUUUACUGUAUAAUAUAGGGGAGUCUGUGUAACUCUGCAAUACUCCACACCUGGGCCACGGCUGUUAUCUACAUGAAAAUCUACUUCUAAAAUCCAAAUGAGUCCCAUGCUUACAAGUUAUUUAGGAGACACUCCCCGAGAAUAGAAAAACAUUAAAGGAACAAUAAUUUUUUGUUUAUUAUUAAAAGAAAAUAUUAUAUGUAUUGUAUUGUUUGUUUAAAGCAUGCCUAUAAGUUCAGCAGACCCUCACAGCCGAGAAGCUGUUCUGUACAGUAGGCUUAGCUUAGGAAAUCUAAUGGAAGCUCUUAGCAGGAGCUCUGUGUCCAGGCAGUAACUGGUGCUCAGCAGACCACGGAUAAGAAGAAAAAGUUUUAGCAAAUGGUUUAACUACUUAUAUUUGUUCUAAAAAAAAAAAACACAAACACACACAAGCUAUACUACAUGCAAUCUUCUGUUUUCAAUAAUAAAAACAUGACAACCGUUUUCCGUUAAGAUCUUUGCUGAUGAUGCCUCUCAAGACUUUCUCCAAAGGGUUUACGUUACUUAUUCCACCACAGAGGAAGCAAUUCCCUGUAUACAUCGGCAUCAUAACAAGUCGGCGUUUUAUUCCUACAGGAUGUGGGCAAGCGAUUUGUGGUUGUAAACAUAAAAAUACUGUUUGCAGUAUUAAUAGAAUAUUAAUAACAAUCCACUCACUGCCGCUGCUGAACCUCUUUAUUACGUCUAGUCAGUAAAGUGUUACCUCACCCCAUUUUAAGAGUUAAGGAGACUUGCUAGCAAUAUGUGUAAACCAUCCAGGAAAUUGUCUCCUGCGCGGAUAAUUUAUAGGCCUGAGUAGUACUUUCCAUUGGUGGCGACGUCGCCCACGUGUCACAUUGGAUGGUGUGGACACCGUUGCCAAAACACAGACACCCAAGCACCCACGUGGAGGCUUAGCAGGCAGCUGACUGUCCUAGAAAACAUUCUGUACGGAAACAGAGGCAGGGAACCACGCAAAGUGCAGAUAGACUGAUUGCAAGGGCACAGUGUGUCGGAUAUCAUGCCAACAGUGCAUUCACUGUGCAGUGCUUCCAUGAGAUAUAACAAGGCUUUUUAGGCUUGUUCAUGCACUGGAUAGGACGUGACUCAUUUAAAUAGUUAAUUGUUUUUGUACAGAUGGUGUUUCUCAGGAAAUAUAUUUAUUUAUGGUCUCUGUAAUUGGUUAAUAUUUAUUAAAGGGACACUAUAAGCACCAGAACAACUACAGCUUACAGCACUAGAGAUGCUUCCUGGGGCAGUGCUGCACAGUGUGACUAACAUUCAGUGUCUCCACCCUCUGCAUGGAGUCACUGAACUUUCCUCAUAGAGAUGCAUUGAUUCAAUGUAUCUCUAUGGGGAGAUGCUGAUUGGCCAAGGCAGCAUUUGGCUUCAUCCUUGCCCCACCUCCUUGGCUGAGAUCAUCAGAAUUGACGAGCUCAGCCAAUCCAAUGCUUUCCUAUGCGAUUGGGGUGGAGCCAGCGCAAGCAGACCUGCGUGGCGGUGGAAAUAAGGUGACUUUUUACUGCAUUUAAGGGUGGCCAGGGGAGCUAAUUAGUACGUUUAAAGGGACACUGUAGACAAUCAGACUACUUCAGCUCAUUGAAGUAGUCUGGGUGUUAUGACCCUUUUGCACAUAGUGCUGCAUUGUUUUACCUGUCAAACAGCCAGCCACUAGAGGGCUUUCAGAAUCCAAACUGACUUUUGGUCCGUUAUCUGACGCUUGACGUCCUCACGGACCUCCAGCAUCAGAUUUUCCUCAUAGGAAAGCAUUGAAUGAUGCUUUCCUAUGAGGAGGUCUAAUGCGCGCACGGCCAUUUUCGCGUUGGGUCUCCGCCGCGGACUGACAUCGGUGGGGUAGGGGCAUGGGCGGAGCCUGACCCAGCACCAAGGGGCAUCAGCGCUGGAUUCAGGUAAGUGUCUGAAGGGGUUUUAACCCCUUCAGCCCCGCAGGAGGGGGGGACAGAACAUAUUAACCCUAUAGUGCCAGGAAAACAGCUUUGUUUUCCUGGCACUAUAGGAUCCCUUUAACACUAUAGGUUUAGGAAUGCAUGUUUGUGUUCCUGACCCUAUAGUGUUUUUUUAAGUUUGUACUGAAGAUGGUCUAAAAAGUAUAUUUUUCUCUGCUGAAGGAAAGAUGGAUAAAUCCAUCGCAUUGCUGAAAAUGAUGGUCAGGGUGUAUAAUUUAGCAACAGACGUUCUCCCACCAGAUUGGGGGGGAAAACUAACUAUUUUAAACCCAAUUUUCAAGAAGCAAUACCUUUUUUAUUUUUUUCAUCUGCCAUUAGGUCUCCCCCCGCCGGCUGACGUCAGCAGGGGAGGAGCGUGGACGGAGCCUGACCCAGUGCCAAGGGACAUCGGUGCUGGAUUCAGGUAAGUUACUGAAGCGUUUUAACUCCUUCAGCACCGCGGGUUGGGGGGGGGGAGUACUAAUAGUUUGAGUUUAGUGAACAAUCGUAUGUGAAAUGAGAAGCAUCUUGUGCGUCAUCCAUCAAUAUUACAUCAAUUCAUUGCAGUUUUGACCCAGUAAAAGAAAAUCUGUCUGUUUUUGUUUACCUUUUUAUCGCGACUAGAUUAAUGUGGCUCAAAGUGUUUCACAAUAAAGGAAACCUAAAAUGGGAAGAGAAACCAGACUUAAGUUAAAUGGACACACAUUGAAGCGACCUGGGUGCCUUGAAACAACAUUGGAUGUCCUUGCUCAUUUCGUGAGGAUGACUCCCAUCUUAAAAUCCCACAAAACUAAGCAUUGAUUAAAUGCUUUCAAUAGGGAAGCCUUAAUGCAUGCAUGCGCAUUAGAUCCCACCAUUGUCAUGACAUCACGGAAGGAGGAGACCUAACCAGCGCAGAGGGAGUCGUGGUGCUGUAAAGAGGUAUGUUAAAAAUGGGUUUUAUACCCUUUCAUGAUCGGAGGUGGGGAACUAGGACCAUUUUAGUGUUAGGAAUACAGGUUUGUGUUCCUAAUGCUAUAGAAGUUAUUUAAAGGGAUCCUAAAGUGCCGGGAAAACAAAGCCGUUUUCCUGGCACUAUAGGGUUAGCAGGUGCCCAAACCCCUUUAGCCACUUACCUGAAUCCAGUGCCGAUGUCCCUCGGUGCUGGGUCAGGCUCUGCCCAUGCUCCUCCCCCAACGAUGUCAGCUGGCGGGGGAGACCUAAUGCGCAUGUGUGAAAAUAGCCACGCGCAAUUUAGACAUCCCCAUAGAAAAGCAAAAGUCUGUUUGGAUUCCGGAAGCCCUCUAAUGGCUGUCUGCUAGACAGCCACAGAGGGCAGACUUAGAGCUGCAAUGUAAACAGUGCAAAAAACAGUGGUGCCUACAGUGUCCCUUUAAUAUCAAACAAAUAGAGGGAAUGAUAGGAAGCAUGCAGUAACGGUAAAUUUAUUGUUACUUAUAGUUACUUAGCUGAAUAAAGACUUGCGUCCAUCAAGUUCAGCCUUUCUCACAUAUUUUUUUACUGUCGAUCCAAAAGAAGGCAAAACAAACCUAGUCUGAAGUGCAUCCAAUUUUGCAACAAACUAGUAAGAAAUUCCUUCUUGACGCCAAAAUGGCAGUCAGAUAUUUCGUUUGUUCAAGAAGCUAUUAUCCUACUAAUUAAAAAUGAUAUCCCUGAAUAUUGUUUUUUACAAAUAUUAAAAGCCUUUUAAACGCAAGUUGUUUGAUUGUGAUUAUUACAGCACCUCUAUCGCGGCCAAAAAAUUGCCUUAAGCCCCACCCAUUCUGAGAGAGGAAGAGAUGAAGAGGAACGAUUUGAGAAAUUCAAGUUAAUGUUGCAUCAUGUUAUUGAUUAAAUCAAUCAGUUUGUAAGUUGCACAGUUAGGAAGGUAUUUAGGCAGGCUUGGUGUGUUAGGAGUGAGCAUUGGAAAGACGAGGCGUGUCUCUUCAAGCUCUGAAUAAGAAUGAGCAAGCUGGCCUGGUAUUCAAUACCACUGUAAAGGGAUCAUUUACUGAUACUGGGUAAUAUUUAAUUAUAAAGUAACAGCACGAUAUUGCCCCAUUCGGCAUCAGUAACGGUUACUCCUUCCUAGUGGCCUAGGUGUGUGUGCAUUUUGUAAAGAGCAUACAGUACCAAAAGAAUAGAGCAAAGUAACAUUUUAAACUUUUAAUAUAUACAUCAUUUAUAACAAAAUUCUGAAAUUAGACCAGUAUUUUAUAUUUUCGCUCAAAUUUCAGGGGUUUGUUGGGGGUUUUUCCCCAUCAAUUUUCACCUAUAUGCAAACACAGUUGGAGAGACUUAUCAAAAUGUCACUAAUCCAUUCUGAUGGUCUUUCCACUAUUUAUUCUUUUCUGCACUUUUUUUCUUUUGAGUUACAUUUUGUGUUAUGCAUUUCAAUUAUUAAGCUUUAUACAUCUUUUUUCCUCAUUAAAGUAUUCUCUUUCACAAAUUCUACUGUGGCAGAAAAAGACAGAUUACACUUAUCAGAAUACUUUGUAAUUGAACUCCCUUUAAACACACACACUAUCCUACCCCUUUCCCAAUUCUUUUUAUCAUUACUUUGAUCACAGAAACCCCUUUAUUUUGGGACAUAAUGUGACCAAUAGUGAGCCUAUGGCAUAAGAUUGAUUUGUCGAAAAUGUCUCCUAGAAAUUGGCGAGGACCUCCUUAAGUUAGUCUGUUAGAAUGUAUGUAUAUCAUUUCUUUUCAAUAUAAUUUGUUGUACCUGCCCUCCCUACCUGCUCUUCAUUUAAUUAAACUUGGCACACCCUAUGGAGGUACAUGUCUGCUUAACAAGUUCAAGCACAGACCGUGAUGAUGAUGAUUGCCCUUAAGGGUGCAAUUACUCAAGUGAUAACGCUUUGAGUCAUGAAAGAUAUGUGAGAAUAAGGUGAGAGGUUGCAUAACAUGUGCCUGACAUGUCUUUAGAUGUUUUAUUUCAUCAGUGUUUGUAGUUUUUAUGUCAAAAUAGAACGAGUAAAUGUUAAAUAACAAAGGCUAGGAAUAACAGAGACUGCAAUAUCGUGCAUCGAAUUAGGACUGAGAAAACAGUGUUAAUACAUUCUUUAACCGAUCAGUCUUCAUUCUUGUGGGCAGUACAUGAAAAGUGCUGUUACACAAUGAGCAGGAUCCCUGCACUGCUAGAAGUUAGUAAAUCAAGGCGGAAUCCCAAAGGCACAUCAAUUUAUUUCUAGUCUGCGUGAUAUAAAUUCUGGUUAUUCAGUAGGAACACCUGAAUCGUGGAUCUGGAAACUUUAAGGAAAUCCCCAAAUUCUAUAUUGUUUCCAAAAUGAACUCAAGUCCAGAAAGGAACCAUAAUGCCAUGGGCAGAGACCUUUGACAGAUGUCCCUCAGGUCAUCCAGACAAUCUGACCAUGCGCGGUGCAUAUGGGAGUCUUUCAGCUCCCAUUGCGUUUUUGUUCCCAGUAUUGACAGUGAGUAAUAAUAUGAUGCUUAUUAUCUCGUGGCAGCUGUCCUAACAAACUAACAACUGAUUACACAGAAAUGAGCUAAAUUCUCUAUUCAUUUUUCUAUAUAGAUUGUUUAACUGAAUAAAUUAACAAUGGCCUCCUACUUUCUACUUGGUUGUUAAAACCACACAGUAUGUUAAAUGCUACAUUGAAGGCACAAGGCUAUCCCCUUUCCUUUAUUUGUUUAUUUUUUCAUCCGUAUCCUAGAUGUUUUAUUCAAUAUGUCAGAGAAAUGGUGGCAUGAGACACUACAUGUUUUAAUAACCUACGGUUUUUGGGAGCGUUUCACUUUUGAACUGAUCUUGGGUUUUUUUUACCAUGAAAGUUGGUCAGGUUUAUCUGCAUUUUUAAGGAGAUUAACACUACUGGAAAUGUAACAUAUUGCUAAACAGCUCGAUUUGUAUUAUUCCUUACUCCUGAUUAUGAAUUGAAUUAUUAUUGAAACUAUUUAUAAAACAAGCAGAGGGGUGUAUAAAAUCUCUUUAGUUUUGCCAACAGAAUUGAAUGAGUGCUGCCAUUUUAAAUAAUUUAUAGUCAACAGCCUUACGAAUGUAAUGCCUGCGGGGAGUGAAGUUCUUCCAAUGUUAAAUACGUGUGAUUAACUAUGUUGUUAUCGAAAUGGAUCAGAUUGUGAAUACAGCAUAUUAUGAGACAAAGGUGUUGAAGUAAAAAUUUUCUCCAAUAGAAAAUAAUUUUAAGGGGUAUUAUAAAGAUCUUAACCAGUACAGCUUAUUGUAAUGAUGAGCAGUUUUUUCUCAUUUGUGCUAAACUGUUUAUCUGUGAUUUGGGGAACAAAGUUGGCUGGGCUGCUAUGGACCUAAUUUUCUGCUUUAGCCUGUCCAACUUUGGGCGCCAUAUUAGACUCCGAGGACUUGGGGAGCCUGCCAUUGCUGCUCAAAGUAAAAUUUUCAUACCAACAGCAGAGAUUAAGAGAGAUAAAUUUUUUUGUAAAGGCACUUGAAACGUUUUGAAACAAGCUGUGGGGACAGAUUCUGAUGAUUGUACAAUGGUCUGCAGUGGUUAUGGGUUGUAAAGUGUGUAUUUGACAUUUUAAUAUGUACACUUAGUGGCCGCUUUGUUAGGUACACCUUUAGAAUAUUGGGCAGGAUCCUUCUUGACCCUAGAAAAACCUAAAUUCUUUGUGCUAUGGGUUCAACAAAUGGUUGGAAACAUUUUGCUGAGGUCCUGGAUGUUGUUGACUUGACACCAUCACACAGCUGCUGCAGGUUUGUCAUCUUUAAAUUCAUGGUGUGAUCUCCCAUUCACCACAUCCCAAAGGCAGCGUGUUGGAUUGAGAUCUGGUGGCUGCUGAGACUGUUCACGUGGACUGGACUAUUGUCUGUGUUUGUAGAACCGGCUUGACAUACUUUGUGGCAUGUUGCUUUAUCCUGCUAAAAGUAGCCAUUAGAAGAUGGGUAGAAUGUGGAAUUUCAAUGAUUCUCAGUUGGAAUGAAAAAGUCUAGUGUUUUCCCCCCAAAAUAUUCCCGACUGUUACACCAACAAAAGCCUGUACUGUUAAAACAACACAGGGUGAAUUUAUGCUGUUCCGACCCUACUGUCUGAAUGUCACAGCAGAAACUGAGAAUUGCCACAUCACUUGACGUUUUUCCAACCUCACUGUUUAGCUUUGGAGCUGCUGUGAAUACCGUAGCCUCCGUUUCCUGUCUUUAGAUGACGUUAGAACCUGCUGUGGUCUUUUGAUGUUCUAGCCCUUCUUCCACUUCAAGGUUGAACAUUUUGAGUGUUUGGAGAUCCUUUACGUAGCACUGCUAAUGUGUGGUUAUUUCAUUUUCUGUCUGCUUGAACCAGGCUGGCCCUCUCCCAUUAACAGGCAUUCUCUCCAACAGAGCUGACACUCACUGGAUACUUUUAGUUUUUCUCAGAAUUCUCUUUGAACUCUAGAGUGGUGUGAGUGAAAAUCCCUGGAGAUCAUUUUUUUUCUGAGAUACUCAGACCACCACGUUUGGCAUUGGCAAUCCACGGUAAAGUUAAUUAGAGCACGUUUCUCCUUCUGAUCUUUGGUUUAAAUAUUAAAUGAACCUCCUGAAUGUGUCUGCAUGUUAUAUGCAUUGUGCUGCUGCCUUAUAGAUGGCUGGUAGAUGUUUGUGUCAACGAGUAGGUAUAACUAAUAAAGAAGCCAGUGAAGACACAUUUACUGUGACAGAAAUUAUUUUUAUAUUUCAGAGGACAAAUUUAAAUUUACAGAGAAUCUGGAAACAUGGCCUGGACAUUGUGUGUUUUGUACAAUCUACUGCCUUGUACGUGUAAUUCGAAGAAUAACGUUGAUGUGGCUUUUAGGGGCAUUAACGGAGGUUCUGUCUUACAAUGCAUUAUCGAGGUCUGCCAGUAAAGGCCAUGGCUGCUGGUAUUGUAGCUCAAUAUCGUUUCCUUCUUUUUUUGGAAAAGGUUUCACAUUCCUUCUGUGUCAAAGUAUUUCUUACCCGUUGUAUCGUAAGGCAAGCUUUCUUCAAUACUGUACAGGGAGUGUUAAUGUGUCUUCCACAUUCUUAACUCCAGAGGUAGGUGAUACUUACAAAAUCAUUUAGGACAGGAUAGGAGGAUUGUGCUGGUCACACCGCUCUCGUUUAAAUAACUUUUUAUAUUUAUUUUAAACUUGUAUCCAUCUGCUGUCGACAUAAUAUAUCAAUUGCAUGUAUGACGUCUGCUUGUUCUUUACAAAUCCAUGUGUUUCCAUAAUGGCGAGUUUGUCAGUGACAGCUGACUUGCGAUCACUUAGAGACAUUUUAGACAGAUCUGCCUCUCCUGAACCUCCAUAAUCCUCAUACUGAUAAAACUACACAGCUCCAUAACUUCACAAGGUCUCUCACCCCAGUUGGAUCAGGGGCCCCAAAUCAGUGCUGUCAGACUGGAUUUGGGAAUUUGGGCUCUAGAACGGUUUGUCAUAUUUAGGUAUUUUCUUGUGGUCCUGAGGAGGCUCAGAACAAGCAAAGAAAUGAUUUGAUUGUUGGUUUUCACCGCGCUAUUCAACUAUGGUGGUUCUGGUGCUUAGUGGUCUUCUUUAAACGAGCAUGAUAUUACCAACUUGCCAUUAUUUAGUAAACAAAAUCCCACUUUAUUGUUAUUUAGUUGUGAUGCCAUAUUUAUGCCACUGUAUAUAAUGAUCGGGAAGAGAUUUUCUGUAACACCUGCUAAGUAAAAAGCUGCUGUAGCACACAGAAUAAUAUGUAUAGUGAGAAUUGGGGUAGAUGGCUUCAGAUAUCCCUAAUUUGUUUCAAAAUUACGGCAUGUAACACAGACAUAUUGUUAAAUGAUAUACAUUAUGCAUGAGCCCUUCUGUCUCAGAGACUUUGUUGGAUAAGAAGAAACUCUAGUCUUGUGUUUACAAUAUAAACCACUGUUUGGAAAAGCCAUUAUUUUUCUCUGAGUGGGGCUGUAGUAGACCUCUAAGUUGUUAUGGUGCCAUCCUGCUGUUAAAGUAGUGCUGUUUUUUUUUUUCCUGUUUUUUUUCUUUCACUUAACUCUACCCCCCUCCCCUCCAAUCAUCGCAAUGCUCCAGGACUAAUUAUUCAGUUUUCAGAAUCAUUAAUUUAAUCUGUUCCAGUCCAGAGGCCCUAGUAACUGUCUGUCCGCCACGGGUAACCAUGGAAAUUGCGAAAUGGAAACCAUGCCAUUUCUCAGAAAUGUCUUGAAGAGUAGGGCUGCAGGGGCAGCAUCAGUGCCCCCAAAUCACUUAAUUGAAAGGAACACUAUAGAGUUAGGAUUACAAAACUGUAUUCCUAAUGCUGUAGUAUGCCCCUGUCCCUAACUUUAUGUCCUCCCCCCACACACAAUUAUUUUAAUUCCAGAGCUGAGGUCCCUUGGAUUUGGAUCGGUCUCCUCCUCAAGCAACGUCAUGGCGAUGAAGGACCUAAUGCGCAUUUGCAGAGCUUUAAGGGGACAGGGGCACUUCAAUGAGAUGAAAUGGUGUGGGUUCUUAUAGUCUCCCUUUAAGAGGAAGUGAUUCAGUGCUUUGUGUGUCAUUUUAAAGAACCACUAAAGGUACCCAGACCUCUUCAUGUCAAUGUUCUGGGUGCGGUUGUCAUUUAAUUUUAACCCUGCAAUAUAAAGUAUUGUCCUUUAGUAAAUACAACAUUGCUUACAUUGCUGGAGUAAAUACACCUCUAGUGCCCUGCUUUCUUCCUGACAGCCACUAGAGGCGUUUAGCUGUGAGAACAGAGUUAAACUAGGUUCUCACAGCUAACCUCCAAUAGGAGAUUAGAUCAGCACUGCUGCGCAUGUGCUUUUAUUCUCCAAUGCUAAAGGUAUACUAUAGGCACCAAAACCAAGUUAGCUUAGUGAAGCCGUUUUGGUGUAUAGAUUGUACCCUGUUGUCUCUCUGCUCAAAUUUCCAUCACAGCUAUAGUCACUGAUGGUCUGUGUUAGCUCAGAUUUCUCCAUUCAUAUUUUAAUUUGCUACAAAAGCGAGAUCUAAUGAAUAAAACCCUCUUCCCCCCCCCGAAUUAAAUUCAGAUUUAGAUAAUAACCGUGUCUGUGUGUCAUUAGUCAUCUAUAGCCACUCAGCGUGUUCCCUCUAUUAUUGGCUUACUCCAGGUUCACACUGUUGGUAGCUGAGGACAGACCCGGAUCGCUAAGUCUGGGUGAGAAGAUAAGGGAGUCAUCGUCAUGAUCUCAUCCUGUGAAAAUCGUUUAUGCAACUUGUUGCUAAUUUCCCAAUACUUUAUCAGUCAUAUGAUCUUGGCAGUGAUAAAUUCUGUUAGCCUAUGAUAACCUCACUUUUUAAAGUUAGGCCUGCAUUUGCCAGAGAAAAACUCAUCUUUUAUUUUAUUUAAAUUGUAAUUGAAUGGAUAACAUUCUAGUUAUAAAGAAAAAACAUAUUAUUGUUUAAGAUUUAGCUUAAUCUCAAGUCUGAUUGUCUAACGUAUAGGAAUUACCAUUUUUUCUAUACGUACAUGUUCUUGCUGGGCCAGCCGGUGUUUGUAGGAUUUUGCCUGAAAAUCACAACCACUUCCUGGUUCCUGCAGAAACGGCAGAGAUUUGCUGCAAACUAUUGGCAUUUCUAGUUUAAUAUCUUUAAUAUCGCACUAUGCGAUUAUUGGGUAAAACCCUGGACCCCAAUUUUUUUCAGAAACGUAUGCAACAUUUGGUGGGGCAGCCUCCGUUUCGGACUUGUGUUUCGCUGUCCAAGAAGCAGGGAGCCAGAGAACAUCUUGUUCACGCUCAGAUGGAUUGUUUAAAUCUUGGCGAUAUGGAAUAAGCACAGAUAUCUCUAUAAAAUUGUGAUGUUUUAUUUCUAAUAUUGCAAAGGAAGAUAUAUUUCUCCCCUAUUGAUUCCCACCAUAACAGAGAUUGACAGGUGUUUUUUCCUGAUUCUGUUUGUAAAGUUUGGGGAUUCUGAUGAAUUUUCUGGCAGAUAUUUUCUCUUUCUUUGCAAAAUGGUUUGACACAGAUUCAGUAAUAUUUCCUGCACUUAUGUCUCCCUCAAUCUUUAACCAUCAGCUUUCCUGCCUUUUGUAAUGAAGCUCCUUGUCCCAGUGAGUACAUGGUAAUUAGAAUGUGAUGGCACGAGAUGUUUAUCGAACAGUUAAACAUUGCUAAAUAAUGUCACAGAGUUUAAAGAGACCUUAGGACCCACAUCCUGCCGUGUGCGUAUUGCUCAGAUAAUUCCCUGUGUCACGAGUUCACUGCAUUUCAUUAUGUUCACUAUUCACAGUCUGUCCGACUGAGUGUGGCUUCCAGCUCAGGGAAGUGUAAGACACUUGUGGUCGGUGAGUUGAGUUUUCUACGUACUAGCAUUGUGUUUUUCUUUUUCAGUCAUCUGAUUAAAUGCAUUUCCAGAAAUGACUGUGACUGAUACUUGAUAAAGUUGGCUUGUAGGUAACAAUGCACCAAUGGGUACCACUUGGUUACAUCUCGUAUAAACAGAAAAUAGGCAACAGACAAUCCUGGGGCAGCGCCUUGAAAGCUUCAACACUUUUUUUUUUUUAAAGAAAUCUUUAUUUUUGUCGUGCUUGAGAUUAACCAUACAUGUAAUCGGUCAAAUAAGGUAGUCAAAGCAGUGAUAAGAAGAUCAUCAUUUUAGUUUCAUGGCACAUUUUUCUUACAGACAGGAGGGAACUGUCCUAGAACGUUGGUGUGGGUAAUACAAUGUAGUGUUAGGAUGGUAACUCGGGUUGUCUAGGGUGUUUAGGUAUCUAUGCGUCGGUGGGUAUCUGUAGGUGUGUCGCGCAUGUGCUGUGGUAGUAUGUCAUGGUGGUUCGUGUUGCUCGUGAGCCUCUGGCUGGCCUGUUUUCGGGGGCCGGUUAUGUGGAUAUAUGUACGUGGGUGGGCAGGCUGGGAACAGUUAAUUGGUCUUUGGUUAGGUUGUUGAGUGGCCAGAAAGAGGUCUGGUGCGAGUGGAUACCCCAGUGCCUAAGGCUCGUGGGGGGUGAGGGGGUUGUGGUGAUUGUGUGAGUGUGGCACCUGUGUGGGCAUGUGUUCUGACGUGUCUGGUCUGGUUGGUGUGUGCUAUGGUUCACUUGCUACUCAUAGGAGCCUGUAGUUGACCUGUCGUGAGGUGCUGGAUAUGGGGAACAUGCAGUGUCUGGCUAAAUAUAGUGUUAAAAAAAAGACAAUUAUUAUCAAACAUUAUGUAAACAAUAAAAACGAGCUAACAGGUGUGGUCCUUUGCCUUGCGCCCUGCAUUCUUGGGGCCUUAGUAUUUCUAUUCCGAGUGUUCAAGUCCCUGGGGCAGUGCUUGUUGCAGCACUCGGCACAAAUGUGAUGGCAUUAUUAGGGUUUAGCGUCUCUGUAGGAGCUUGUGCAGCUGGUGUGGUAUUGGGUGUGGAGAGGCCCAAUGCUGCCAGGAACGCUGGUGUUUCCAUGUGGGACCGAAGUAUGUAUGUAGCUCCGUUGCGGUUCGCUAGUAGGGUAACCUGGUUUCCCCAGCGGUAAGUCACACCUGAGGAUCGGAGGUGGGUAGUGACUGGGCCCAGGGUUCUGCGCCAUCGCAAUGUUGCCCUGGAUAGAUCGUUGAAGAAGUUAAGUGAGGAGUCUUCAAAAGUCAGUGGGGUUUUCUCCCGCAAUGCUGCCAUGAUGUGGGCUUUAUCCAACGUCCAGGUGCAUCUAAUUAUGACGUCUCUCGACUCUGUUGAAGAGGAUUUAGCCAUGCUUGUGAUCCGGAAUAUGUUGUUCAGGGUAAUUUUCUUGGCCACCGGGGGAGAGAGGAUGGAGGUAAGCAGCCUCCUGACGUAGUGUGGCAGUUCCUCAGCCACUACUGUGGCGGGUAUGCCGCGUGUCUUUAUAUUAUUGCGGCGCUGUUGGUCCUCAAGGGCAGUCAGGCAUUGGGACAGGUUGUAAUAGUAAGUGUGGAGUUGCGGGAUCUCACCGUUCAGGUGAAUCACUGUGGUUCUGACAUCUGUGAUGUCUUCUUCUAUCGCCUGAAUGCGUGUAGUAUUAGCCUGGAUCUCCGUUCCUAGGGGCACCAGGUCAGCUGCCAUCAUUUUGCGUAGGAGGAUUUUGAGAUCCCCUUUAGUGGUCGGGCCGAGCUGUCAGCAUGUUGCAGGCUUAAGGAGGGUUCAGUGUCAGGCUCAUUUACUGCCUCUCGGCCCCUGUGUAGCGGCUCUAUUGUUGGUGCCCCUUCCGUGUGUGAGGUCUCCAUUUGUGUUGUUUUAGUUGGCGUGGGCCUCUGGAGUAUGGCCCCUAUGUUUCUGUCGGGUUUUUGUGUCCGGUGUCUCAUGUUCGAGGUUCCUGAUAGUGCGGUUGGUUCUGGAUGUUCUGGCCUGUGUGUGCCUCAAGGAAGUGAUCGAGGUACGUCUCCAGGCCUCUUGGCGUCGGUGACUGGUAGGCCCCAGUUUUGUGCCUCUGCUUAUUUUGUCGCUGGGCGUACUGGAAAGGUAUCUAAUUGUGUGGGAAGGCUUCCAGAUGCCGAUUCUUGGGGAUGGUAAGGUGAGAUGGCGUUUCGGGGUGCUGCUAUAAAGGGAUUUUGUUAAGGCCUGUGAGGUGCUUUCAGGAAUGGCGUCCGUUGAGGUUCAACUUCAACACUUUUAAAAAUGUAUUUUAUUACUUUUAUUGUUUGAAAAUUUAUAUAUUUUUUUUUUAUUUAUUUUUUAACAUCUUAAAGUAUAUUGACUAAAUUUUGCAAACCUUCCCCAGAAAUAUGAACUAUGACUUGAUGUCCAUCAGAGUCAGGGCAUGAUUCAGCCAUUCAAGUGUAAGCUCACUUUCCACCUCAGGCGUGGCAGAUGAGCUUACACUCUAAUGGCCAUUGGAGUGAUUCUAAAAACCUCCAGUUAUUUAAAUGUGCCUUAAGAUAUGGUAUAGUGUGGGGCUGGUGUGUACUAUAAUUGCUGCCACCCAGGACUAGUGAGAGUUUGAGCGCAGGACUUAGUUUUGUAUGCUUGUAUUUGCUUUUGUAUUACACAGCCAUGUUACACCCCAUGUGCUCCCUAUUAUGGGGUUUAGAAAAAUACCUCUUUAUGUAUAACACCCAACGCUGACGCAUGCACAAUUCCAUUAGUUUUUAGACACCCAGCCAUUCAUUGCAAAUCGUGAAUAGGGCUGCAUUAAUUACCCCAAUUAUAUAAAUGACCAGUUUAGUAACCAACCUGCUACAAUCUAGUCUUAUUGUGGAAGAAAAAUCUACUUUUUUUCUUUGAUUAUUAAACUAAAACUGGUUCCAGUGAUGCUUUGAUUGUAUCUGCAGUAACUGGUGAUUUACCCGUCCUAACUGUAACACAAUAACAUGGAAUUAACACAAACACAGCAAUCUUCAAGUCUUAAAACGUGUUUCUCCAGAAACUGGCUCAUCCAGAAAGUGUCCUUUCCGCACUGUAAUCGGCCCUUUGUUUCAUCUUUGUCAUUGAUUUAGUGUUUUGACUUGUUUAUGCCAUGUCACGCAUCUGAUAGAAAUUAUCCUAGAAAUCGACAAUGAGUGUCAGUUCGCUAUAAAAAACCCAAUGAGGGGUGUAUUUAAGGGCUUAACACAUCCACAGCACCGGGUUGUCAUGGUGGUCCGAAAGUGGUACCUGGGCUUGGAAUUUCUGUGUGCCAGUUGGUGAGAUCAUGAAAUGUUCCGUGACAGCCCAACGAUGAAGUCACGGAGAAUCGAUUAGGCUGUGUCUCUUGACACAGACACGAGCAGAGCUUCCGCACUUUCCAUUACUCCUGGAAUGUGUCACUGAAAAUAUGGAAUACUUUUCUGACAUGUAGGUUCCCGGUGUCUUUUCUCAUACCAGCAUUGCUUCCAGUGCUAUGUGUGUACUAAACUGGAGCUUUAUAAAGUACUGUACGCACUAUAACCACAAAUUACUGGAGUGGCACCAUCUCAUGGCAUGUAGUCAGUUUUCAAAUAAUUUGACAAUUACCCAGGACAGCCUCAUUCAUUUUUCUUGUCUGAUAUCUGAAGAGGGUCUAAAACGCAGGCAGCUGUUAGACCUACGUUAGUAUCAGACUGAAAACUGACUGUAUACUGUGGUCUGUAGUGCUUAUUGUGCUUAGAAUGCCAUUUUAAAGACAGACGAUGGAGAGAAUAACAGAGAUAUUUAUUAUUUAUAUAGCGCCAGCAAGUUCGUAGCGCUGUACAAUGGGUUAAAUAUUAUUCAAAUAUGAAGCAUUUGUUUAGGUGUCCUUGGCAAAUGUAGACAGGAUUGGUGUAAGAUCUGCUAUCAGCAUGUGAGCGAUUAGAUGGAGUUAGAUAGCAUUACGGUUUAAAAUAUCACAGCGAGUGAUGUACUGGGUGAAAGAUUCAAAGGGUAUUUCAGGUCCUGCUAGACCUGGCAAUUUAUGGAGUUUAAAAUCACAGCCGCACUUCGCGUUUACCAAAGCGCUAGUAAACAAGAUGCCAGUUUAUAUGUUUAUUAACUAAAUGUGUGGUUUUUGCCGUGGGUGUGCUUGUUAUUGUACACUGCGGAGCCAUAUUCAAAAUGGUGGAAGCCAGGUACAGGGAAUGACAUCUAUUAUUCUGUAGAUCUGCUAGCAGUUUCGCCAGAACAAUGAAUAGUUUAAAUUUACAUAUUUACCUCUGUGAAACCAACCUUGUCUUUUGCAUAUUUUGUGAUGUUCUUUUCUGAUCUGACACGGUCAUGCAUUCGAUAUUUUUCGUCAAUGUUCCUAUGUGAAGUUGAAAUCUAUACUGGGAGUCUAAAGUAAUUUCGCAAUUUACAGUUUUUGUAUUGGAUGUGAAAGUUUGUAUGACUUAUAUUAUUUAAUAUUAGCAGUAUUUCAGCAGUUAGAGCUCCAUUUGUCGUUCUGUGUGAUCGGACCAGACUGGUUAGCCUUUCCUCCCAUGUGCCUCAAUUAGUCUUGGGUGCCCAUGACCCUGACACCGGUUCACUGGUUGUCCUUCCUUGCACCACUUUUAUGGUAGGUACUAAAUACGGCAUACCGGGAGCACCCCACAAGACUUUUUGGAGAUGCUCUGACCCAGUCGUCUAGCUAUCAGUAUUUGGCCCUUUUUUUUUUUAAAUCACUCAGAUUUUUUUUAUCUGCCCAUUUUUCCUGCUUCCAACACAUGGAAUUCAAAAACUGAAAGGUGCCGUUGUCAUGAUUUAAUCCAUGUUAUUCACUUCAUCUGCCAGUGGUUUUAAUGUUGUGACUGAUCAGAGUAUUUAUAAAUAGCUCAAAUCUAAGUAUAGUGGUAGUAGUGAAAAAAUAGAUGCAUAAAAAUACAUUUGAUAUUAAAGGGACACUAUAGUCGCCUGAACAACUUUAGCUUAAUGAAGCAGUUUUGGUGUAUAGAACAUGUGGCUAGGGCUGCUAAACAGAAACAAAGGGAUUUAACUCCUAAAUGACAGUGAAUUAAGCAGUGAAAUUGCAGGGGAAUGAUCUAUACACUAAAACUGCUUUAUUUAGCUAAAGUAAUUUAGGUGACUAUAGUGUUCCUUUAAGAUGUAUGUUUCUAUACAGUUUAGGAAUUGUGUCAUAAAUCCUGAUUCUACAUAAAGUCCUUUAACCCCUUAAGGACCAAACUUCUGGAAUAAAAUGGAAUCAUGACAUGUCACACAUGUCAUGUGUCCUUAAGGGGUUAAAUGUUUUGCAUUUGUGAGAGUCUUGUGCUCCAAUUUAACUCUCAAAAGCUUGUCUUUUAAAUAUUAUAUUAGUCAAAAAAAAAAAAAAUGCAUCAUUGCAUACUGCAACAUGUUGGCUAUUUUGCAAUCUUGUCUACUGGGCUAAUACGGCUAAUCCAAUCUGAUAUAUAUAUAUAUAUAUAUAUAUAUAUAUAUAAUAUAUAUAUAUAUAAAAUAAACUCGCAUUUCUAGGACUUUCUAUCCUUUUUAUUACUGUUUGCAUUGAGAUAUUUUGAUAAGUAAUUCUUUAUGCAGUGCGCAGGUGAAAUGCACUAUCUCGUCUAUGUGUUAACUGGUUAAUGAUUUCAUGCAGAGUUGGUAAUGAUUAAACUAUUAGCCACACGGCCGAAGCAGAACAUGUCUUGCAUUACUGAGAGCCUCUGUCUCUAUUUUACCUGAAUUGCACAUAUAUCUCUCUUUUUGCUUUAUUGUUAUUUAUUGUGUGCUGAGUCUGCAUUUAUUUAUUUUGCAGAGAAAUAUUCUCUAUUUACCACAAAUCUCCAGCGUUCACACGACAGAGAAAAAAUGGAAUACCAAUGACCCAGGGAUUUGGCUUCCCAGCUCUCCAAUGGCCACCGGAUUCUAGAAUGGUGAGUUAGCAGUCGGACCGCUGGAUUUGUGAUCACUUCUUUAAAUUCUUGAACUCUUACUGAUGUGCCCAUAGAUUAUUACAAAGGGGUCACUGUAGAGUGAAUAUAGAGUACUGGAGUCACAGUAAGGAGUCACUAUACAGAGAGUGUAUAGUAUUGGAGUCACAGUAACGGGUCACUAUACAGAGAGUGUAUAGUAUUGGGGUCACAGUAAGGGGUCACUAUACAGAGAGUGUAUAGUAUUGGAGUCACAGUAACGGGUCACUAUACAGAGAGUGUAUAGUAUUGGGGUCACAGUAAGGGGUCACUAUACAGAGAGUGUAUAGUAUUGGGGUCACAGUAAGGGGUCACUAUACAGAGAGUGUAUUGGAGUCACAGUAAGGGGUCACUAUACAGAGAGUGUAUAGUAUUGGGGUUACAGUAAGGGGUCACUAUACAGAGAGUGUAUAGUAUUGGGGUCACAGUAAGGGGUCACUAUACAGAGAGUGUAUAGUAUUGGGGUCACAGUAAGGGGUCACUAUACAGAGAGUGUAUAGUAUUGGGGUCACAGUAAGGGGUCACUAUACAGAGAGUGUAUAGUAUUGGGGUCACUAUACAGGGAGUGCAGAAUUAUUAGGCAAGUUGUAUUUUUGAGGAUUAAUUUUAUUAUUGAACAACAACCAUGUUCUCAAUGAACCCAAAAAACUCAUUAAUAUCAAAGCUGAAUAUUUUUUGAAGUAGUUUUUAGUUUGUUUUUAGUUAUAGCUAUGUUCGGGGGAUAUCUGUGUGUGCAGGUGAUUAUUACUGUGCAUAAUUAUUAGGCAACUUAACAAAAAACAAAUAUAUACCCAUUUCAAUUAUUUAUUAUUACCAGUGAAACUAAUAUAACAUCUCAACAUUCACAAAUAUACAUUUCUGACAUUCAAAAACAAAACAAAAACAAAUCAGUGACCAAUAUAACCACCUUUCUUUGCAAGGACACUCAAAAGCCCGCCAUCCAUGGAUUCUGUCAGUGUUUUGAUCUGUUCACCAUCAACAUUGCGUGCAGUAGCAACCACAGCCUCCCAGACACUGUUCAGAGAGGUGUACUGUUUUCCCUCCUUGUAAAUCUCACAUUUGAUGAUGGACCACAGGUUCUCAAUGGGGUUCAGAUCAGGUGAACAAGGAGGCCAUGUCAUUAGAUUUUCUUCUUUUAUACCCUUUCUUGCCAGCCACGCUGUGGAGUACUUGGACGCGUGUGAUGGAGCAUUGUCCUGCAUGAAAAUCAUGUUUUUCUUGAAGGAUGCAGACUUCUUCCUGUACCACUGCUUGAAGAAGGUGUCUUCCAGGAACUGGCAGUAGGACUGGGAGUUGAGCUUGACUCCAUCCUCAACCCGAAAAGGCCCCACAAGCUCAUCUUUGAUGAUACCAGCCCAAACCAGUACUCCACCUCCACCUUGCUGGCGUCUGAGUCGGACUGGAGCUCUCUGCCCUUUACCAAUCCAGCCACGGGCCCAUCCAUCUGGCCCAUCAAGACUCACUCUCAUUUCAUCAGUCCAUAAAACCUUAGAAAAAUCAGUCUUGAGAUAUUUCUUGGCCCAGUCUUGACGUUUCAGCUUGUGUGUCUUGUUCAGUGGUGGUCGUCUUUCAGCCUUUCUUACCUUGGCCAUGUCUCUGAGUAUUGCACACCUUGUGCUUUUGGGCACUCCAGUGAUGUUGCAGCUCUGAAAUAUGGCCAAACUGGUGGCAAGUGGCAUCGUGGCAGCUGCACGCUUGACUUUUCUCAGUUCAUGGGCAGUUAUUUUGCGCCUUGGUUUUUCCACACGCUUCUUGCGACCCUGUUGACUAUUUUGAAUGAAACGCUUGAUUGUUCGAUGAUCACGCUUCAGAAGCUUUGCAAUUUUAAGAGUGCUGCAUCCCUCUGCAAGAUAUCUCACUAUUUUUGACUUUUCUGAGCCUGUCAAGUCCUUCUUUUGACCCAUUUUGCCAAAGGAAAGGAAGUUGCCUAAUAAUUAUGCACACCUGAUAUAGGGUGUUGAUGUCAUUAGACCACACCCCUUCUCAUUACAGAGAUGCACAUCACCUAAUAUGCUUAAUUGGUAGUAGGCUUUCGAGCCUAUACAGCUUGGAGUAAGACAACAUGCAUAAAGAGGAUGAUGUGGUCAAAAUACUCAUUUGCCUAAUAAUUCUGCACUCCCUGUACAGAGUGUGUAUAGUAUUGGGGUCACUAUACAGAGAGUGUAUAGUAUUGGAGUCACAGUAAGGGGUCACUAUACAGAGAGUGUAUAGUAUUGGGGUCACAGUAAGGGGUCACUAUACAGAGAGUGUAUAGUAUUGGGGUCACAGUAAGGGGUCACUAUACAGAGAGUGUAUAGUAUUGGAGUCACAGUAAGGGGUCACUAUACAGAGAGUGUAUAGUAUUGGGGUCACAGUAAGGGGUCACUAUACAGAGAGUGUAUAGUAUUGGGGUCACAGUAAGGGGUCACUAUACAGAGAGUGUAUAGUAUUGGAGUCACAGUAAGGGGUCACUAUGGUAUUGGGGUCACAGUAAGGGGUCACCAUACAGAGUGUAUAGUAUUGAGUCACAGAAGGGCCCACUAUACAGAGAGUGUAUAUAGUAUUAGUCACAGUAAGGGGUCACUAUACAGAGUGUAUAGUAUUGGGGUCACAGUAAGGGGUCAUACAGAGAGUGUAUAGUAUUGGGUGGUCACUAUACAGAGAGUGUAUAGUAUUGGAGUCACAGUAAGGGGUCACUAUACAGAGAGUGUAUAGUAUUGGAGUCACAGUAAGGGGUCACUAUACAGAGAGUGUAUAGUAUUGGGGUCACAGUAAGGGGUCACUAUACAGCGAGUGUAUAGUAUUGGGGUCACAGUAAGGGGUCACUAUACAGAGAGUGUAUAGUAUUGGGGUCACAGUAAGGGGUCACUAUACAGAGAGUGUAUAGUAUUGGGGUCACAGUAAGGGGUCACUAUACAGAGAGUGUAUAGUAUUGGAGUCACAGUAAGGGGUCACUAUACAGAGAGUGUAUAGUAUUGGGGUCACAGUAAGGGGUCACUAUACAGAGAGUGUAUAGUAUUGGGGUCACAGUAAGGGGUCACUAUACAGAGAGUGUAUAGUAUUGGGGUCACAGUAAAGGGUCACUAUACAGAGAGUGUAUAGUAUUGGGGUCACAGUAAGGGGUCACUAUACAGAGAGUGUAUAGUAUUGGGGUCACAGUAAGGGGUCACUAUACAGAGAGUGUAUAGUAUUGGGGUCACAGUAAGGGGUCACUAUACAGAGAGUGUAUAGUAUUGGGGUCACAGUAAGGGGUCACUAUACAGAGAGUGUAUAGUAUUGGGGUCACAGUAAGGGGUCACUAUACAGAGAGUGUAUAGUAUUGGGGUCACAGUAAGGGGUCACUAUACAGAGAGUGUAUAGUAUUGGGGUCACAGUAAGGGGCUGCUAUACACAGGUUUUUUUGCCUUCUUUUGAGUAAAUGGCGUAAAAGAAUGGGUUUCAGAGUUGAACUUGAUGGGCUGGUGUUUUUUCAAUAACUAUGUAAGAGUACAGUAUUGAGAUCCCAGUCAUGGUAAGGAGUCAAUGUUUAUUCCUAUUGCAGGCAAGGAAGGGGAAGAUAGACGGACACUAUCUGAUUGAGGAGUUUGAUAUGUUUCCGUUACAAUUCUACGUGUUAUGUUAUAAAUCAUAUCCCCCAACUUCCUAGAUAACAGCUCUCAUAAUAGACUCUCCACGCUGCCAUUAGACUAUAACUCUUGCAAUUAGCAAUCAGAGGAUGAUGUGAAUUGCAGUCUGGAAAAAAACUGGAGAUCUGUUUAUGAAAAUAAUCAUCAUUUUUCUUGUGUUCUCAUAUUUUCCCAGUAUUUGUUAACAUUGCUGGUUUCAGCUUAUGCAUUAUCUAAACGAACUCACUAUUGCGUUAUAUUUGUUAAUGAUGAGCAAGGGUUAAAUUAAUGGAUCCAAGGAACCCUGGCUCUUAAAAAUCUUUUAACUUUUUUAGGACAUUAUAUAGUAUGCCUUUACACUUAAAGGAGCACUCUGAGUAAAGUAAUAAAAAAUAUAUACUAUUAUUAUUAUUAUAGAAAGCAUUUAUAUAGCGCCAACACAUUCCAGAGUGAUUUACAACUCUAGAAAGGGAAUAUUUUGAGGUCUCAAACAAGCUUGCAAUAAUCUAUGAGGAUCUGAGCUGGUCGGAUGUAUAUCGUUAGGUGUCUUGACCAGGGGCACUUGCUGGUGAGGAGGUCUGACCGGUUUCAAAUCUGGGUUUUCUAAAAAGUUUUAGAUUUCUCAUUUUGGCACUGAUAGGGUUAAAAUCACCCUAAUUCCAGUGUAGUUAGUCUCCUCACUGCAGCUCAGAUCUGCGUUGUGAUGUUGGACAUAAGUCACCAGUAAUCUUGCUAUUUCUCAUCGCUGCACAAUUAAUUGUACUGCAACCAUACACGUCCGCCUAGGGACCAGGGGUUAGACAGGGGCCCCGGAACCAUGAAUUUGCUUUGCCCCACUAACCAUUCAUAACUGACAACUUCUUCCCACAGAGAAUCUUAGGAACACACCAGCUAUGCUUCCACUACAAUACAAAGCUGCCUGUUUGAGAAUGUGUUAAUAAAAUUGCAGAUCUUUCUUGAAAUGGAAACAUUUAUAAAAUAAAUCAGUAAGUGAAAUAUAAAUCUCCAUCUGUUUCCAUACUAUCUCUACCACAAACCAUUACAACGGCAAACAUAAACAGUGUCUCUCAAAGACUUUUAGGAGUUGUAGUAUGUCCAAAGAUCAAGGUCCAUGUUUGGCUACUGUUGUCCUAGUUCUAAGGAAAUAUAUAAAUAUUUAAAAAUGUAUAACUGGUCAUACUGGUUAGAAACUGACUGGCGACCUUUGCUUUUAAAAACACGUCUUCACCUUAGUCAGAUCACGUAGAAUUUGUUGCUAGGAAUAAAUAAAGGUACAGACAAAGCUUUUCUUUUGUCGAGGGCUUCUAAUGGGAUAUGAUGUAUUUAACCAUAGAGAAAUCCCUGUUUUGAUCUGUACAUUGUUUAACCUUGAGGCAGUAAUCUCCAUGCCCUUCUGAUUUCUCACAAACUCACGUGAUAUAUCCUGCUCCUGUCACAAACAUGUGGCUAUCUUUCUUUGAGAGAAGCCAUUGAUGGAAAAUAAAACUAUACAUUGCCAGUUAUAUUCUUUAUCCUGUUUUUUUUUUUUCUCAAUCUUUGUGGUUGAAUGGCACCCAUCACACAGAGUUUGUAUCUUUUUAUGCAAGCCGUAUUUUGUGAACAGUCUGUGCGGCUUGCUUAUAGAACAUACAAUGUAGACCAGGGAUUCGAGAAUUUCAGUGGUCUGUAGACUGCUUUAGCAAAUUGUCUAUUUGGAGAAUUUCUGAUAAAAAAAAACAAAAAAAACAAAAAGAAACUGUGUGCUAGGAACAUUGUUUUACAGAAUUACAGAGAAGAGUAAUAUAUUGAUAUUAAAAAAAAUAAAAAAAAACCCAACAAAUGGAUCAUUAUCUAUGCCAUUGGUUAGAAAUGCCACCAACAGGGCAGCACUCACCGCCCCCACCUUCUAUGAAAAACAUCUGUUUAGGUGAGCAAUCCCCCUAGAGGCCUUAUCACACUGCUGUAUGCGCACAUAUGCGCAGAAACCAAAGAAUGGGGCAACCUGACAUACAUUGGUCAUUGGGAGCGGGACCUGGGUGAGGUGCUGGAGGGGGUGGAGUGGCAGGAGGUCUGGGAGGCGACAGCCACAUCUUCCAUUUGCGUUUCUAUACAGGAGCAGUCAUACAAGACCCUCUUUAGAUGGUACACCACCCCCAUACAAUUGCACCGCAUGCGCAAAUUGCCCACGGACUUAUGCUGGAGGAACUGUGGUCUUAGAGGAACUUACAUCCACAUGUGGUGGGAGUGCCCCAUCAUACAAAAGCUCUGGGGGGAGAUCAGAGACUUGGUGGCCCAGGUCUUCCAGAGGGCCCCAACCCUUGACCCGUGGACAUUUCUCUUAGGCAGGCCCAAACACGACCUAAAACUAUUCAAUAAGAUCACAUUGGCAGCCAGGCGGGCCAUAGCACAAUACUGGCUAAAGAUGCAGCCCCCCCCCUCACUAGUUCUGGGAAAAAUAAAGGACAGCUAUCUCAUGGACGAUUUGACUGCCAGGGUGCGCGGCACCCGGAGGAAGUUUGAGAAGACGUGGGGACUGUGGAGGGAAUGCCCCUUGGCAGAAUGACGGGUCCGGCGCUGUAUUGGACGCGGUGUUGCCUGCCUUAUCUCCCCCCUCCCCUCCUCUUCGCCCCCCCUCGGGCCCCUCCCUGCGCCUGGUCCACCCAUAUCUUCCACUAUUGUUCCCUCCCUUUCCUUUUCUUCUGUACUUUUCUACUAUUUCUCUCUCUCAUUAUGGCCCUUACUCUGGACAAGGCCGGGCGGGCCCCUUACCCCUGCUCAGCCGGGCCUAACAGCUCCAAUGGUCCACUGCAAGAUGCACAUGAUCAUACUCCUACUCAGCAUCCUUUAGCAUGAAGUAGAGUAGGCACCACAGGAUAUCUAUAAAGGCCUUACACCUUUUCUAGCCCCUACUGCCCGAGAAAGUGCACAGUAAAACGUUAACUUGAUGGCUUAUUUAUGACGUAUGUACCCCCACUGGAGAGCGUUAUCUAUCAGCUAUGUACUUGGUUUUAUUCUCUUGUGUUAUCUAUUGCUCCUCCAUAAUGUAUGCCUUUAAUGCCAGCAGGCUCUCUCCGCCUGACCACGAUUGUAUGUUAUGAAACGGGCGCAUCUUGUUUUAUCUUUUGCUGAUAUGUGAAAUAAAAAAAAAAAAAAAAAAAGAAAUGCCACCAAGAGUUAAAGGGACCCUGUACUUACCAAAACAACUUUUGCUAAAAUGAAGUAGUUUUGGUAUAUAAAUCAUGUCCCUGCAGUCUCACUGCUCAAUUAUCUGGCAUUUAGGAGUUAAAUCACUUUGUUUAUGCAGCUCUAGCCACACCUCCCCUGGCUGUCACUCACACAGUCUUCCUAAACACUUCCUGUAAAUGUUUACACUUCCUUUAUUGCACAUUUUGUUAAAUUUUGUAUUUCUUAUCUCCUGCUGUUAAUAGCUUGGUAGACCUUGCAGAAGCCUCCAGUAUGUAAUUUAAGUUCAAAUUACAGAGCAGGAAAUAAAAACUUUUAAAGUUAGUUACUUCUGAUUGAAAAUAAAACCAUUAUGUUUUCAUGCAGGCUGUGUCUGCCACUGCUAGUGGAGGCAUCGCUAAAGCUGCAUAAAAAGAAACAAAAUUGAUUUAACUCCUAAAUGGCAGAUAAUUGAGCAGUGAAACUUCGGAGACACGAUCUAUACACCAAAACUACUUAAUUAAGCUAAAGUUGUUUUGGUGACUAUAGUGUCCCUUUAAAGUACUCUUAGACCUACAAUAUACCAAUAUUGAUAUUAUUUUAAAAAAUGUCCUUAUAGAAAGUUUUUGAAAAUGAAAGACUCCUGUUUCUUUGUUUCUACAGUGUAAGGACCACUGGUCCAGCUGGUUAUGUCCACCAUAAUGGUAGACGCCGUUGGUGACUUCUGUUCUAUGACGCCAUUGGAUGAUGACGACCUAGGAAGCCCUUUAACUGGAGAAUUUCUCCAAAAUAUUGGUGACAUCCAGGACAUCUCCCAGACCGAUGUUUGUGCGGCUUUCAGUGCCGUUGAGUACCAGUACUUGGAAACCAGCCCUGGGUCAAAUGGCUCUGUUAGCCCAGACCUUACAGGUGAGUGCGAGAGGGUUUUGGAAAUCCAUAGCCUAAACUACUCAUUCCAUUCCACUUCUCGUUUCUGGUGCAUUGGCACAACCUGGAUCCUUGAGUAUUGAAAGCUAAUAUGACCUACUCAGUCUGCAGUAGAACCACACACUAAAACUUGAGAUGGAAAUUUUAUCAGUCUGCAUCAUAUUUUUACUGUUAAUAAAUUUAUUUUCAAAGCACUGAUUUUCACAAUGCUGCGCAAAGGACUUUGGACAAUUAAUUACUGAGACGCUAUUUCUGAUGUACUCACUCUACAUACUCGCGCACGCAGGCUCUGCUGUAACAUCUGGCAGUACCUCAGGAUUGUGAAACUGUUCAGUUCUAUUCCCUUGGCAUGGGUUGCGGGUGGAGGAACAAGUGGUUGAGCAGCAAAUAAGCUUGAUAAUUGUAAUAAAUCUCAAACUUCACAUUUUUGACAAUGAUGGAUAUCGGGGGGGGGGCGGUCCCUUUGGUUAAAAGGGGACCCGAGACCUCAUUUCAUAUUUUCUUAAUUAUAUGCUUUUCUCUGUCUAGCUCAGAUGCACUUGGUAAACAACCCAUAACCCAAUGUUACCUAGACUUCUCAAGCAAACAGAAUCAAUAGGCAAUUCAUCACCUACUGCAAGAUAGUGGGCGAUUCAUGCUGAGGGUCAGUCAGUAAAGCAUUCACUAAACAAAAUUUAGAAAUUGAAAAAAACAAACCAUAGACAUCUAUAAAUAGUUGUAGCUGUUUAUCGUGAUGGCCAAUCUGCUGGGAAGUGUAAACGUCAGCAAAUAUAAACUUAAAGAUGAAAGAUUUCUAUGUGGGAGAAACAAAGAAAGCCGUGACCUGCAUUUCUACGCUAUCUUAGUCCUCGGCAGGCACAUUCCGCUGAUAACUGCAAUCCUGGGUGGAAAUACUGAAAUUUAAAUGAUUAUAAAGAACUGUGUGGCGCAAUGUAAUACUGGAUUAUUUUUGUUGUCUUAGACACCCUGUCACCAGCAUCAAGUCCGUCUUCCAUCACCUUCUCCGCUGCCGCUGGAGGCGCCGAGGAGCAGUCUUGUAAAACAUUGAGUCUUGAAUGCAGAGUGUGCGGAGACAAAGCGUCAGGAUUUCAUUAUGGUGUUCAUGCGUGUGAAGGCUGCAAGGUACCAAACUAAAGCUAUGAUCCUCUGCCAGCAAAGGCGAUUUAUUCGGCUUAAUCAAAUUAAUACAUACUGCAGUUAGCAAGUUCUGCUUAGCACUAGAACAAUGCUGUCCCAGCAUAACACACGCCGUCACAAUUCCAAAUUCUCUGAACAUUCUGUAUCCAGAGGAUCUCCCAAUAUUUUUGCGACCGCAGUUCUGUAGAACUUCUAAUGCCAAGUAACAAGGUCAUUCGAUGACACAGGGCAUUUAGGGCACACUGUGUGAUGACCACAUGACUUGUCAUUGUCCUGAAUGUGUUAAUAGAAAUGGCAUUUACAAACUGACAAAUUCAUGUGUGUGUGUGUGUAACAGUUAUGGGCCUUGAAGGUUAUGCAUUUUAUUGCAGAACACAUCCUGUAUAGUGGGGUGUAAGUAGCAUAUAGGAGACAAACACGUUUAUUAUUUCAGGAAGGCAGGUUAUAAGAUCUGAGAAAUAACAGCUUGAUUGAUUCAGGUCAUGGUUAAUGUCUAAAAUAAUGUUUUGAUCAGGAUAAACUAGUGGCUGCCCCCUGUCAACUUAGUAAUGCAGACAUAUUGUAGAAUAAAAACAGGAAAGGUCAAUAACAUUUACAUAAAUAGAAAUAUAUAUUUUUUUAAAUUCUUUAUUUUUGUAUUGCAUGAGGAAAAGUACAUGCUGUGUAAAGACAUAUCAGUGAGAGAAUACAUGUAAAUAAACUGUACAGUAUAUCAUAGUAUGACAAGUUCACUUUUUGUAAGGUAAGAGAGAAUAUUAUAAGCAUGAUGAUAUAAAGAUAGUAAUUCAGGCUAGAUCCUUUGGUCACAUGCAUAAACAAUAAAACCACUUGGUACUUGUUAGAGCUGGUAACACGGUGAAGCAUAAGGCUCUGUUUGAUAUAUCAGAUUGGUAGAUGAAGCCGGCCCCAGCCCAUACUGCAGAUGGGCAUCGAUAGACAAUCGGACUUUGGGUCAGCCAUGAGGUCGCCUCUUGCUCCCCCACAGACCCGCAGGGGUAGCCCGGUUACAUGUGGAGACUCCAUAGGUGGGCUGCUGAUUGCAGAGUGUUCAUCUCCCAGGGUACGUGCUUUAAAGGGAGCCAGCGGUGCUCUUCGGGUGGUACUCACUCUUGGCGUGAGGUCGGGACCUGUGGCACUCCGACUUUCGAUAAGCCUUCCUAUUAAUCAGGCUGCGAGGUGAUUGCUUCUCCGAUUGGGCCCCGGCCUAAUGCUGGAUAGGUGGACUGCAGCUUCAUUCUCAUGUUCUGCUUUAGCAGGCAGGACAUGGUGGGGAGUUCUAAGCUGUAUGCUUCUCCAGAAAGCCUGACAGAUUUGGUUGAACCUAGCUUCGAAACCCUCUCUCCACUGCUGGAUACUUGAGAUAUUUUGCCGCGGCAGCCAUCUUAGGCACGUUAUGCGGUCCGCAGCUCAGCAGGGAAAUCCCUGCAUUUCUCCCAUUUGUAAUUUAGGUUGAAAUUUCUACUACUUCUAAUUCAUUAUUAUUAUCAAUUAUUAAAUGGGGUUAUUUGACAAGUAAUGUACAUACGGUCAGUGGUGUAUUUUGGAUUUGUGCUGCCCUACUCAUGACUACACUCGUACACCCCUAAUCUAAUCUAAAUUUUCUCCACCUCUUCCUGUCAAGGCCACGCCUCUUUUGUUUAAGACAAACACGCACUUUUUUGACUGACAAAUGCACGCCUUCAUUGAUACAUGCACUGACAUACACUCAUAGAUAGAUACACAGUCAAUGGCACACACACUGUUUAACCAUCACAAUUUCACUGACAGAUACACACUAACACAAUGACACACACACUGACACACCCGCUCCCUGACAGGCACACACUGACAUACACGUACUCGCUGAUUUGACAAACACUCACAGACAAAUACAUUCACUCAUAGACACACUGAUGGCUAAACACUCAUUGACACACAAACACUCACUGACAGAAACAUACACAAACACUCACUGACAGAAACAUACACAAACACUCACUGACAGAAACAUAUACAAACACUCACUGACAGAAACAUAAACAAACACUCACUGACAAGAAACAGACACAAACACUCACUGACAAGACACACACACACACUCACUGACAAAAAACAGACACACACACACUCACUGACAGAAACAGACACACACACACACACACUCACUGACAGAAACAGACACACACACACUCAUUCCCUGACAGACACACACACUCACUGACACACACACUCACUGGCAGGAAAACACUCACUCACUGACAGACACAUAUUUUCUCAUAAACUCAUACAUUAAUAUCAUUUUACCUUUGCGAGAGCUGGAGUGGAUCUUGUGCCUGGGGUCCAGUGUGGGUGCUGGGCUCUGGCUAGCUGGACUUGCUGGACAGGAGGGGGGGUAGGCGCGCUAUGGAGGUGUGCUCUUCUUGCUCUGCUCCCUCACCCACCGGGAGCCAGAGUGACGUUGUUUUCCGGGUCAGGGCAAAGGAGAAAAGCAAGAAGUGCACAGAGGACAGCGCUUCCUCGCCGCCCCGCUAGAAUCUGAGCAACUAAGGUUGCCAACUGGCCGCAUGUGAGAAGAGGCUAAGAAGGCAUAUGUCAGGGCGUUUGGGGCUACCCCCCUGAAAGUGCUGCCCAAUGUAAAUGCAUUGUUAGCUUCGUGGAAAAUAGAGCCUUGGACGUGGUGACAGUGAGGAAGCCCUGCUCAAAUGCACUUACAAUCUGUGAGAUUGGUGUCCGAUGUUUAGAUUUGGAUACUGUGGUGAACAGACGCAGAAAUACUUAAAUAUAUAAAUUGUAAAGUUAAAUGCUUUAGUAAAAACAAAACUCAUGGUUAAUGGAGAAAAGUAUAAUUCAUUGUGUCAGGUAAUAAUGUGUCUACUUGUUAGACAGAUUGCAGGGUUCCGUGUCUUUUUGGGGGAAUAAGGGCACUGUGGUCCCUUAUUUAUUUAUUAUUAUUUAUUAUUGCCAUUUAUAUAGCGCCAACAGAUUCCGUAGCGCUUUACAAUAUUAUGAAAGGGGAUUUAACUAUAAAUAGGACAAUUACAAAUAAACUUACAGGAACAAUAGGUUGAAGAGGACCCUGCUCAAUCGAGCUUACAUUCUAUAGGAGGUGGGGUGUAAAACACAUUAGGACAGGAAUGUGCAAUCAAAUAAGGUGGGCUGCCCUUUAGGAGAGGGCAAGAGAUGAGUAUGUGAGGUAGGGGUUAGUCUUGGAGGCCAUAAGCUUUCCUAAAGAGAUGGGUUUUAAGGCACUUCUUAAAAGAUGCAAGACUAGGGGAGAGUCGGAUGGCGGUAGGCAGGCUAUUCCAUAGGAAGGGAGCCGCCCGCGAGAAGUCCUGCAAGCGCGAGUUGGCCGUACGGGUGCGGACAACGGACAGGAGGUGGUCACGGGCAGAGCGGAGAGACCGAGAAGGGACAUACCUGUGGAUCAGUGAGGAGAUAUAAGAGGGGCUAGAGUUGUUCAGUGCUUUAUAGGUGUGAGUUAGUGCCUUGAAUUGACUCCUAUAGCACACAGGAAGCCAAUGUAAGGACUGGCAGAGGGGUGAGGUGUGAGAGAACCGACUAGAGAGGAAAAUCAGUCUAGCAGCAGCAUUCAUUACAGACUGUAGGGGUGCAGUACGGCUUUUGGGAAGACCAAGCAGGAGAGGGUUACAAUAAUCCAUGCGUGAAAUUAUUAGAGCAUGGACAAGCUCCUUGGUAGUAUCUGGUGCAAGAAAGGGGCGGAUGCGGGCUAUGUUUUUAAGAUGGAAUCUACAGGAUUUGGCAACAUGCUGGAUGUGAGGCUCAAAGGUGAGACCAGAGUCAAGUAUGACGCCAAGACAGCGCGCUUGCAAGGAUGGGCUGAUGUUGGUACCACAAACUUGAAGGGAGAGCGAAAGAGGAGGAUCAGUAUUAGGAGGAGGAAAGACAAGGAGCUCAGUUUUUGAGAGAUUGAGUUUCAGAAAGCGGGAGGACAUCCAGUCAGAGAUGGAAGAAAGGCAAGCAGUGACACGUUGCAGGACAGCAGGGGAGAGGUCCGGGGAGGAGAGAUAUAGCUGGGUGUCAUCAGCGUACAGGUGGUAGUGGAAACCAAAUGAGGUAAUAAGUUUGCCAAGAGAGGCAGUAUAAAGAGAAAAUAGAAGGGGACCAAGGACGGAGCCUUGGGGGACUCCAACCGAGACAGGGCGAGGGGAGGAGGUAUCAUUAGAAAAAGAGACACUGAAUGAGCGUUGGGAGAGAUAAGAGGAAAACCACGAGAGGACAGAGUCACAGAGACCAAGCGAUUGCAGAGUUUGAAGAAGGAGAGCAUGAUCAACGGUGUCAAAGGCCGCCGAGAGGUCAAGAAGAAUUAGUAUGGAGUAGUGGCCUUUGGAUUUAGCUGCGAUUAGGUCGUUAGUAACUUUGAUAAGGGCAGUCUCUGUAGAGUGGAGAGGGCGGAAGCCAGAUUGAAGGGGGUCAAGGAGAGAGUUGGAAUUGAGGAAAUGAGACACACGGGUAAAGACGAGUCUUUCCAGAAGCUUUGAGGAAAAAGGGAGCAGGGAUAUGGGACGGUAGUUAGAGGGGGUGGAUGGGUCAAGGGAUGUUUUUUUUAGUAUAGGUACUACAGUGGCAUGUUUAAGGUCAGCAGGGACGAUGCCAGAAGAGAGCGAGCAGUUGAAGAUGUGUGUUAGAGAAGGCACGAGACAAGCGGAGAGAGAUCUGAUAAGGUGAGACGGGACAGGAUCGAGCGGGCAAGUGGUGGGGCGAGAGGAGCAAAGAAGAGCAGCCACCUCUUGGUCAGUGGCUGGGGAGAAUGUCUGAAGGGUAGGAAAGGCAUGAUCAAUGUGUGAUUGAGAAACAGAAAGGCAAGGAGGGGAGAAUUCUUUCCUUAGCUGUUCAAUUUUGUCAGUGAAGUAACAUGCAAAGUUAUCAGCAGUAAGGUUGGUUUGGGGGGUGGCCACAGCGGGGCGAAGAAGAGAAUUAAAGGUGUCAAAGAGACGCCUGGGGUUGCGGGAACAUGAACUAAUGAGAGAGGAAAAAUAGGACUGUUUGGCAAGGGCAAGGGCUGCACUGUAUGAACACAGUAUGAAUCUAUAAUGGAGAAAGUCUGACUGGGUGCGAGACUUCCUCCAGGAGCGUUCAGCACACCGGGAGCAUCUUUGCAGGUAGCGCGUUGAUUUAGUAUGCCAUGGUUGGGGGCGGGUCCUCCUUGAGGUGCUUGCUUGGAGUGGCGCUGCAGUGUUCAAGGCAGAUGUAAGAGUAGAGUUAUAUAUGGAGAUGGCCAGUGAAGGACAGGAUAGGGAAGGGAUGGACAGCAGUUGUGGAUCAAUGUCAGCUGACAACUGUUGGAGAUCAAGAGAAUUAAGGUCCCUCCUGAGUUGAGGCUGGUUAGGCGGAGGUUGUUGGGUGAGGGGGUACGUGAGAGCAAACGAUAAGAGGUGGUGAUCAGAGAGAGGAUAGGGAGUGUUGCAGAUAUUAGAUACCGUACAUGCAUAAGUGAAGAUUAGGUCGAGGGUAUUGCCAGCAACAUGGGUGGGUGAAUUUGCCCACUGUGAUAGCCCGAGGGAGGAAGUAAUUGAAAGUAGUUUAUUGGCUGCAGAGGUCAAAGGUGGGUUUAUAGGAAUAUUGAAGUCCCUUGUCCAACAGUACCUUAUGUCAUUACCCUACCCGAUACUCCUCUACGAGGCACUUGCUGAGCAGUCUAUAGGAAUGUAAUCUUUAACUCUCACAUAGAAAAAGGUUACCAAGUGCACUCAGCUCGUUAUGAUCAACAGCUCAGUUUAAAGUACAAAGUAGGUUUGUUUUUCUUUAGAGCAUUUAUAACGCUUUCAGGAGAAAUGGGCUAUUCUCAAAUUUAUCAUAGAAAGCUGUUGGGAAACAAAGGAUGGCUGAAUGCUUCCCAUCACUUCCAGGGCUGCUGUGAGUAGAACCUACAAAUCCUGCAAAUUUGCAACGAAUUGGGAAACUUUAUAGAUGCGUGUCUUUUUUAGUAUUGUUUUUGGCAUUUUUUGAGCAUUAUCUGUAUCAAGCUGCUCAUCUACAGGAAGGAAUCUCACUUAUUAGGAAAUAGGUUUUCAGGGAGAAAUCUAUUGUUUUGUGAGUACAAAUGAAAUUGCCGCCGCCCUAAAAUUAAACGAUCUGAACAAAAAACCAUGACGAAAUCUUACUUAGUACAAUAGGCAAUGAAAUCAUCUUUUCAUGUAACACCCUUCUAGAAUCUUACAAUUUCUGGAUUAUAUGAUAAUAGGUGCCUUUUAAGUCAUGCUAUUUAUAUUGAAUUACUGAAAUGUAAAGGAACACUAUAGUCACCAGAACCGCUACAGCUUAAUGUAUAGUAUACACCCUAAUGUAGUGGUUCCAGUGUCUAAAGCCUGUCCCUGCAGGCUGAGCAUUGUAAAUGCUGCCUUUUCAGAGAAAAAGAAGUGUCUACAUUACUGCCUAGCAACACCCCAAGUGGCAAUCAUUCAGACGGUCACUAGACUUGCUUCCGAGCACAGCGCUGAUUAAAUUCAUCGCUAAGAGGAGAUGCUGAUUGGAGACGUGUGGUGUUUUGAUGUGCAAUAACCUCCCAAUGGUUUCCUAUGAGAGUCAAGGUUGAUGAUCUCAGCCAUGGAAGCUCUUCAUCCCAGUCCUCCUCUAAAUAAGACUGAUGUUUCUCACAGAGGCCGCGUGAGCAGCAAUCGCCCUGAACCGCCAAUCCAAUGUUUCUCAAUGAAUCUGUCAAACAAACACUAGAGUUGUAAAAAUUGCAUUAUGUAAACAAUCCUGUCUCAGAAACUGUACUAUUAACAACAGCAAGGCUGCAUGUGCAGUAGCUAUUCCUCAAAUUCACAUAUUUAAGAUAUAUUGAAUCUGGUGCUUAAACUGUACUUGUAAUCGGCAUUUAUUCUUGCUCCGUUAAGGCUUUGCAUAUCUUUCCUUGCAGGGUUUCUUUCGAAGAACAAUACGUCUGAAUUUAGUGUAUGAUAAAUGUGAUCGAAUGUGUAAAAUUCAGAAAAAGAACAGAAAUAAGUGUCAAUAUUGCCGGUUUGAGAAGUGCCUUAGCGUGGGAAUGUCACAUAAUGGUAAGUAGGCUAAACAGUGACUGGUUAUGUGUGUAAAAUAGAGAGAGAUUUUUAUGCUCUGUAUGUUUACUAUCCAGGUGUAACCUUAACGGGUUACUCCAAGCACCAUGAGCAAUUCAGUGAUUUGAGGUGGUCAUGGUGCCUGGAGUUGGUAUGUGCAGUGUUUCACUAUGAAACGCUGCACAUAUGAAGAUUAACCCCUAUGCUGCCUUCAACCCUGUCAUUGGAGUGAUAUCAGCUGGUCCAGAACCAGAAUUCCGGGCUGGCUAAUGUCAGUUCUGUGCAACUUGCCCAGGUUGUCAGUCAUUGGCUGAGAGCAUUUAAGUGAUGCUCUCAACAAAUGUAUUGCUGUGGCUUCCGGCUGCUGUUGCUCUGCACAUCACUGGACCACCAGGGAGUAUCAGAGCACGGCGGGGGCCAGGCCAGGUUGCUAAACUGUUUGCCCUAUUACCAGGGAACUGGGCCAGGGUACUCCUGCGGGCAUUAGCAGUUUAUGAUGUUUGGAGUAAUCCUUUAAUAAAUGGAAUGCACUACACACAAAAAAAAUGUAAAAUAAAAAAUUGAAAGGGUGCAAAUGUGAGACAGAUUGUUUGAAUUGAUAAUGCACACCAGAAACACUUUAUGAAUAAGGAGCAGAUUACUCUGUGAUACUUUGAUAAAUCUCCUCCAAUCUCAUUCUGAUUUGCAUUCUGUGCCCUGGCAUAUACAUUUAUAAAACAUUUAUAUGGAUUAUGGAUGUCACUUGCUAAUUUUUAAAAAUAUAUAUUUGAAAGAAAUUGGUGCAUUACAUAAAUAAAAAGGUUUAACACAAGUUGUAGGUAAUUCUGAAUAUUUUAUUAAUUGGUGUAAUUUUUCAGAGAAGUGAUGGUUCUCCUUUAAGUGACUUAAUAAGUAUUUUGCCUGAACCUUGGCGCAGUUUAUAAGUGAAAUAUUUUGUGAUGUUUCAGCAAUACGUUUUGGGAGGAUGCCAAGAUCAGAGAAAGCUAAACUCAAGGCUGAAAUUUUAACGUGUGAACAAGACCUCAAGGAUUCGCAAAUGGCUGACCUCAUGUCCCUUGCCAAACAUAUUUAUGAUGCUUAUCUGAAAAAUUUUAACAUGAACAAAGUAAAAGCAAGAGCGAUCCUCACUGGGAAAGGUAGCAAUCCUGUAAGUCUAAUUUUUUCUUUUUUGUUUUUACCAUUUCUUUGCUGCAUCCCACUUGUUCAUCGUUAUCUGUUACCUACAUGUUACAGGACCACUAUAGUCACCCAGACCAUUUCAUCUCAAUGAAGUGGUCUGGGUGCCAAGUCCCCCAGGUUUUAACCCUUCAGAUGUAAACAUAGCAGUUUUCGGGGUUAAUCCAGCCUCUAGUGGCUGUCUUCCUGACAGCCGCUAGAGGCGCUUCCCCGACGCUCAAUAAGAAAAUCGCAUUGAGCACGCAGAACAUCCAUAGGAAAGCAUUGAAAAAUGCUUUCCUACGGGCAUUAUUAAUUCGCGCGGCUCUGGCCGUGCAUGCUCAUUCGACUCCACUCAGGAGCUGACGUCGGAGGGGUGAAAGGUCACCUGCGCUGAAUAAAGGUAAGUGGCUGAAGGGGUUCUAACCUCUUUAGCCCAGCGGGUGGGGUGGACCUAAGGAUUAUAUAGUGCCAGGAAAACGAGUUUGUUUUCCUGACACUAUAGUGGUCCUUUAAUCUUGCUAAAGCUUUUCUUCUGCUUGGUUUCUGUAUCACACCCCUUUCGUGGUUCAUAUCAUUUCUAGUAGUUUACAAUAGUUUCAUAUUAGUUAUAUUAGUAUUAACAGUAGAAAUGUAUCGAAAAGUGCUUUUUUCCCCCAAUGUUUAACUUUAAAUUCAAUCUUAAUAUGCUAGGAAAAAAAUAAACAUAUAUAAUAGCAAUCUGUAUUUUAAGAAACCAUUCUGAUUUAUUACUCCAUGAUGUAAUACAUACAUUAACAUGUACACGCUUCUUUUCCUUAUUUUAUAAGUUAGGAGUUUUGUGCUGUAGCAUCCUGGGUGCUGUCUGUGUGACUUCCAUAAGUGCUUAAAGGGAUACUAUAGACAUUAAAAUAACUUUGUCUUAAUGAGCAGCUUUGAUAUAGAGUUCCUGCCCCCACAGUCUCACUACUCAAUUCUCUGCCAUUUAGGAGUUAAAUCACUUUUGUUUCUGUUUAUGCCGCCCAAACCAUACCUCCCGUGACUGUGACACACACAACAUCUUUGGAAAAAAAAGUUUCAUUUUCAAAUAGACAUUAGAAGUGUUUAUCUCCUUCUCUGUUAAUUGAACUUUAAUCACACACAGGAGGCUAGCAGGAGAUCAGAAUCUCUAUAUUAAACAGACUGUGCAAUAAAGGAAGUUUAAACAUAAGACCUCUCUUUACAGGAAGUGUUUAUGGAAGGCUGUGCAAGUCACAUGCAGGGAGAUGUGACUAGGGUUCAUAAACAAAGGGAUUUAAAUCCUAAAUGGCAGAGGAUUGAGCAGUGAGACUGCAGGGACAUGAUCUAUACACCUAAACUGCUUCAUUAAGGUUAAAUUGUUUUGGUGAUUGUAGUGCCCCUUUCAUCACUGAAUGAUGCUUUAUGUGGUGUCUGCUCCGACCCCAAUCAUUGUCUGUGACAUACGUUACUUUUCUUGUAUAAAGAGUAGCAUGACUUGCUGUCACUAUCUAAGCAGACAUUUAAUCUUCUUGGCAUUUACACAAUUCCGGGCUUUCCAUUAAGUAACAGCAACAAAGUGUGUUGUAUCGAAAAGACAAAGUAGGUGUGUUUGCUGACGGAUGUGCAUUUCCUUUUAAUCAAAGUGUGGAGAUUCUUGAUCACUGUUUACUGCCUAUUUCUCUGGCGAAGGAUAACCAGCGUCUCCCAUUAAACUAUUUGUGCUCAGUAGCGGUGUUUAAAAAGAUUUAAGAAAAGAGCGUGACACCCAGCAAAAACCCAGCUUGUCCCAGUGAGUCAGGGAUAUUUAGGGGUAUGGACGAUAGAAAUAAUCUUUUUUAUUACUUCCUUAUUACUGAUAAAGGAAUAUGAUAUUAAAUGUAUAAGUACUUGUGUGGAUUAAAUCUGUGCUUUAACUUGCAAAGUACCUCUCACAUAUUUAACAUCUAGGUUUUACCUCUCAGAUAUUUAACAAUCCCAGUUUCUAACUCCUGUCCGGCCAUGCUGUUAUUCCUUUGAAUACCUAGGCUGUAACCGGCCUGUACCAGCUAACACACCGUGCAUGCCAGCACCCCCAUCCUAUCCUGAUUUAUAAGGACAAAGACUGGGGGCCAUGAAUUGUCAUCAUUUAUACAUUUAUUAUUAUUUGUAUUAUUAGGGUGUGCAUGCAUAAUAUUGUAUUCUUUCAUAGAACUAUUAUGAUUUAUAUUGUGCUGAUAUCUUUUCCUUUUUCCCUUCCCAUGUUUAACUUAUUUAACUAGUUUAACAGGGUACUGUAUGGCUGGCAAAUAAUUAGGGACGUCCUGACUAGUGGAGCCUUCGGGCUGAUUCAACCAACAUUCUGCUUAUUGUCUUCCUCUAUGUUUUAGUUUCUAACUUCUUGUCAUUUUUACUGACAGUAAUACUUUGUAUCCGCCAUUAAAUGGUUUGGCGCUUUUCACUCAAUGUUGCUAUUUGUCUGACAAGGUUUCAAGUUUGCGUCACUAAAGGUACGGGGAUUAAAGCAUUAGAAACAGAGACCUCUGGUGACUGCUUUUGGGUAACACAGGAAUGAACUAAUGUUAGAAGUGUUCAUGAAUAACAUUAUUCCAGUGCCAGUUAUUAUUAUUAUUAUUAAUAUUACCAUUUAUAUAGCCAGCAGAUUCUGUAGCGCUUUACAAUAUCAGUUGUACCAUAUUCAUCUAUAGUGGGUUAAGACAUUUAUUUAUAAAUAACUAUUUAAGGGUUAUUUGGUAAGAAAAAUAUGCCAAUUGUAAGUGAUGACAUAAAAGUGAUGUUUAAGAAUAGUGACAGUUUCCACAGUGUUUCAUUAUUUUGUUUAUUCUGAUUAUAGGGACUAUUAAGACUGAAACUGAUGUAUCGUUUGUUAGAGUGUUUUACAGAUGUCAAAUAUAUGUAAAUAAUAAACAUUUGGAGUUACUGCAACAGAUCCUUGGCUUUCCCGGCUCUCACUAAACCAGGAAGUGGUUCAGCUAAUCCUGUCGAGUGCAUAAUAUGUAAAGCAGAGCUUGAUGAGGACAGAGGUUUUUGUGGGAGUUGUAGUUGAGGUGUUAACAUUCUACUAAAAAAAAGCUGACAAAGCACUUCUGUAAACCUGGACAACAGAGCUAUAGGUGAUUCCACAACACAUAGCUCUGUUAUAAAAAAUGUUUACUAUUUCAAAUAUUUAUUAUUAAAACAAAAAGUAAAGAAAUUAAAUAUAGCCUCCCCCGUUCUCCUAGCAUAACCAAUUAAUUAUAACCUAACAUACACAGUGCAUCUAAUGUGUGUGAGAGCCUGGAGUGUCUCUUUAAUAAUAUAAAUCCACCCUGUAUAACUAACUGUAACCUAACCUACACAGUGCAUCUAACGUGUGUGGGAGCCUGGAGUGUCCCUUUAAUAAUAUAAACCCACCCAGUAUAACUGUAACCUAACCUACACAGUGCAUCUAACGUGUGUGGGAGCCUGGAAUGUUCUUUUGAUACAAUCAAAAGAGUUAAAGUUAAGCUCAGGAGUGCAGGUAAAUCUGUUUUCGUUAUCUGUUAAUAAAUGUAGAGCAAACAGACAAAGUACAAGUACACUCAGUUUGUGAGUAAACUUGUUCACCCUGCAUGAUCAAACAUGGUAUGAUGAGGCACAGCCCUUUUAUGCAAAUUUACAGAAUUAAUACAAUCCAUUUCACUUAGAAAGUUUAUGGGUCAGCCAAAUGAAACCUUACGUCAAUAAAAAGUAUAAUUAUGCCCUAUAGAGUGUGUGAAAGGGACAGUCUAACUACCAUAACUAUUACUGCCUGUUCUGGUCCUAGCAGUCUAUUGAGUCCAUCCCCUGGUUCCGUGUUAAACAGUUUUUUGAGAUACAAAUUGUGUGGGUGCCUGCUGGCCAACUCCAAAUUUACCGUAUUGCUAAUUCAGCAACUACACUUAGAAAUGUCAAUUCAAACAGCGUUGAUUGGCUCAGAGUGUCAACUGAAACUUUUAGCCAAUCAGUGUCGCUUACAUUUGAUCAAAUUUGAAAGAAGAAUAACAUAAUAACAAGAUGGGGAGUAAAGGCCCAGGGAAUGGGCUCCUUUCUCUAUGUGGAACCCUCGAGACCCCCGGUUUGUAAGCAGUGAGACACAGAACUGGGGGAUGGCACCAGUAGCUGGAUAGCACCAUAACCACUAUAAUGGGCAGCAGUGACCAUGAAGGGUAGACUGUGCCUUUAACAUUGUCUUAAUGUGUUUGAUUACAGUGUAUCUUUAUAAGUAAUGUAGUUAUUGUCUAUUUAUUUCCUAAUUCCUUCCUUAAACCUUCAAAAUUGUUGUUCAUUGGCUACCAAUUUAUCAUUUUUGGACUUUAGCUUCAUGAAUAAUCCCCACAAUCUGUACUGUUAAAUAAUUUAUUAGUCCUGUCACUUUUCAGUUUUUCCAUAAAGAUACAUUUGUGGGAAAAAAAUGCUCUGUAUAUUUCAUUGUAACUUCACAGAAAUCUCAUAACCUUCGAAAGACAAGACACAGAAGGUUAGUGUCAGUGGGCUAUCUGUCUAUUUCCACAGACCUGUUUUGUACCCUCACACACAUGCAAAGGUGCAAAAUGACAUGGUUCCUGGCAUCCUCAUAUGCCAGUAGCUGAAGAAGGAAGAUGGUGAUGUCCUGGAGGGAGAACUUGAGGUGGUUAUAUCUCAUCUUCUACUACCAGAGAAGACUUUGCAAGUGAUAGGUCUACUUUAGAUAGAAUUUGACGAGGGUGAGGAGACACUUGUUCCAUAAUAGUUUAAGGGUUUAUGAUGGUUUAUAGAUAAUGAUCCUUUAUAUAUCAUUAAUGUAGAUACUAGAGGAACAUAGUGUUCACAUAUAUCCCAGUACAACUCUUGAAUUGGAUUUUUAUCCUUAACACAUCUCUGCUUCGUUAAGUAGAGUUUGUUAAUCAGUGAACUCCCUUUCAUGACCUAUUAGGCUCUAUGAGUGUAGCCCAUGGCAGUAACAAAUAGACCCAGUGAUGACCACAACCACUGCAGACUCUUUAGCCAGACACUGUACAUAGAGUGUGUUAUAUAUCAGUCAUGUGAUAAUAGGUGGAAGAAGCUAAAACUUCAAUAAUAGCUGUCUGAUUCAGUUUCUCAAUGUGAGGGAAGAGAACGGAAACCUGUGCUCACACUGGCACAGACGUCUGUCACUGCUGCAUUGUUGACAUUGCUGCGUGCAGGUUGCAGUCACAGAGACUGCCCUGGACUGUAACAUCAUGUACUGUACUUAGUAUUACUAUAACCCAUGGUAUGGGGGCUAGACCAUGCUGGACCAUUCACAGAGUCUGCCCUGGACUGUAACAUCAUGUAUUGUACUUAGUAUUACUAUAACCCAUGGUGCUAGACCAUGCUGGACCAUUCACAGAGUCUGCCCUGGACUGUAACAUCAUGUAUUGUACUUAGUAUUACUAUAACCCAUGGUGCUAGACCAUGCUGGACCAUUCACAGGGUCUGCCCUGGACUGUAACGUCAUGGUAUGGGGGCUAGACCAUGCUGGACCAUUCACAGAGUCUGCCCUGGAUUGUAACAUCAUGUAUUGUACUUAGUAUUACUAUAACCCAUGGUGCUAGACCAUGCUGGACCAUUCACAGAGUCUGCCCUGGACUGUAACAUCAUGUAUUGUACUUAGUAUUACUAUAACCCAUGGUGCUAGACCAUGCUGGACCAUUCACAGGGUCUGCCCUGGACUGUAACGUCAUGGUAUGGGGGCUAGACCAUGCUGGACCAUUCACAGAGUCUGCCCUGGACUGUAACAUCAUGUAUUGUACUUAGUAUUACUAUAACCCAUGGUGCUAGACCAUGCUGGACCAUUCACAGAGUCUGCCCUGGACUGUAACAUCAUGUAUUGUACUUAGUAUUACUAUAACCCAUGGUGCUAGACCAUGCUGGACCAUUCACAGGGUCUGCCCUGGACUGUAACGUCAUGGUAUGGGGGCUAGACCAUGCUGGACCAUUCACAGAGUCUGCCCUGGACUGUAACAUCAUGUAUUGUACUUAGUAUUACUAUAACCCAUGGUGCUAGACCAUGCUGGACCAUUCACAGAGUCUGCCCUGGACUGUAACAUCAUGUAUUGUACUUAGUAUUACUAUAACCCAUGGUGCUAGACCAUGCUGGACCAUUCACAGAGUCUGCCCUGGACUGUAACAUCAUGUAUUGUACUUAGUAUUACUAUAACCCAUGGUGCUAGACCAUGCUGGACCAUUCACAGGGUCUGCCCUGGACUGUAACAUCAUGUAUUGUACUUAGCAUUACUAUAACCCCUGGUGCUAGACCAUGCUGGACCAUUCACAGGUUCUGCCCUGGACUGUAACAUCAUGUACUGUACUUGGCAUUACUAUAACCCAUGGUGCUAGACCAUGCUGGACCAUUCACAGUCUGCCCUGGACUAUAACAUCAUGUACUGUACUUAGUAUUACUAUAACCCAUGGUGCUAGACCAUGCUGGACCAUUCACAGAGUCUGCCCUGGACUGUAACAUCAUGUGCUGUACUUGGCAUUACUAUAACCCCUGGUGCUAGACCAUGCUGGACCAUUCACAGAGUCUGCCCUGGACUGUAACAUCAUGUACUGUACUUAGCAUUACUAUAACCCAUGGUAUGGGGCUAGACCAUGCUGGACCAUUCAGAGUCUGCCCUGAACUGUACUUAGCAUUACUAUAACCCAUGGUGCUAGACCAUGCUGGACCAUUCACAGAGUCUGCCCUGGACUGUAACAUCAUGUACUGUACUUAGCAUUACUAUAACCCAUGGUAUAAAUGCUAGACCAUGCUGGACCAUUCACAGGGUCUGCCCUGGACUAUAACAUCAUGUACUGUACUUAGUAUUACUAUAACCCAUGGUAUGAGUGCUAGACCAUGCUGGACCAUUAACAGAGUCUGCCCUGGACUGUAACAUCAUGUACUGUACUUAGCAUUACUAUAACCCCUGGUGCUAGACCGUGCUGGACCGUUCACAGAGUCUGCUCUGGACUGUAACAUCAUGUACUGUACUUAGCAUUACUAUAACCCAUGGUAUGAGUGCUAGACCAUUCACAGUGUCUGCCCUGGACUGUAACAUCAUGUACUGUACUUAGCAUUACUGUAACCCAGUGGUUUCCAAACUGUGUGACGGUCACACAGGGGCGACGCAAAAUGUUUUCCCGGUGCUAUGAUUAUACCGUGCCUUGCUCUCCCCUGCCGGCUUUGCAGGACCGGAGGGAAGAUCAAAGAUCUGCCUCACGAGCCCGCCAGCACUGUAGUGCUAGCAGCCGGCAAGGGAGGGAGAGAGGUCCUGGGGAGUCCUAGCCUGAUGUUCUGCCUGGUUCUCCUCUCACGAGCUCGGAGCAUUGCAAUAUCGCAAGAAUGAACUCUAGCCUCAGGAACUGCUAAAGUUUACUCUCACCACAUGGACAACCAGGGCUUCUCCUCUGGACCACUAGGGCUUAGUACUGUCCCCCCAUCCCAGGCAAAGGUAAGAAGGGAGGGGGGAUAUGAACAUUAUAUAUAUAUAUUUUUUUUUAAUUCAAAUUACCCUGUAUAUAUAUUUAUCUGCCUCCCUACCCCCAUACACACACUGUACCCCCAUACACACACUAUGCACCCCUCUCACACACUGCACCCCUCACACACUGCACCCCUCACACACACACACACACACACUUCACCCCACAUACAUUGCACCCCACUUACCUUGGGAGGGUACCACGGCACUCCUGGUACCAUAACCACUACAGAGUGCCGUAGUGGUUAUUUUACCUGCAUUGUUUCUUUAAAUAAUCUACCAGUGGCCCUCCCAAGAUUAAGUUCUGGAUCUGCCCCUGACCGGGAAACAUUUCUCCUGAACAGGGGCCCAGUAUAUGCCACAGCACUGUUCAUAUAUACUACUUAGAAAGUUGUUUUGACUUGGGGCACCUUGGAAAAAUAUUAAACUGUUAAGGGAAACUUGAACCUAGUUUGGGAACCACUGCUGUAACUUAUGGUACGAGUGCUAGACUGUGCUGGACCAUUCACAGAGCUGGGAUAGACGAUUGUUUCACUAUUUGGCCAUAAUGGAGGGCGGAUGGCUAUUUGAGUUGGCUCACUGUGUCCUCAUGUCCUUUUACUAUAGUAGUCUGAGUACAAAGCACUGAGUUAUUCUUGCUAUUGGAAAUGAGUUUUGUGACUUGUUUUUUGUGUAUUAGAACAUCUACAUACGCAUUGUGAAUUUGAUUGUUAACAAAUUGCCAUUUUUUUAUUUUGUUUUUUAAAUGUAUUUGUAUCAAUGAAGAUGUUAAUUUCCUCACCGCUAGCACGUAAAGCUGGAUUUAUGUUAUUGGAUUAUUGUGAAUAAUUAUUGGAGUUGUCCUUGAAUGCCCUGUUCUCCCUAUCCCUCCCUCGUAUUAAGUAUUUUCUGCUUGGAGAGCAGGACUGUUGUUUGUUAUGUUGAUUUUGUGCUGGAACAUGUUUUAUUAAAAAAAAAUAUAUAUCAAAAAAGGGGGAGGGGAGUGAUUUAUUUUCAGCAGAGUUUUAAAAGGACUACACGGAGAAGUAAUUUUUCUAUUCACUUUAUUUUUAUUUUGUGUAACUUGCCGUCCCAUUAAUACAUAUUCCUCUUUCCUUAAAAGGAACCUGUUGGCAAAAAAAACAACAAACAACUUUAGCUUUCUGAAGCAGUUUUGGUGUAUAGAUCAUGCCUCUGCAGUAUCACUGCUCACCCCUCUGCCAUUUAGCAGAUUGUUUAUAAAGCCCUAGUCACACCUCCCUGCAUGUGACUUGUACAGCCUUCCUAAACACUUCCUGUUAAUGAUAGACUAUGAUACAACAAAAAUGCAAAUGUAUGUUAGCACUCAAGCCUGUAAAUUUGUGCAGGUAUCGAGGUUACCCACCUAUAACAACCUCAACUAAAAUAUAGACUAAAUAAAAAUAGUGAUACAGCACACCAAAUUGGUUGCAGAAAAAAAUCAAAAAGGUUUUUAUUCAUGCACUAUACAAGGUAAUUCAUUAGUGCAUCACUUCUACAAUCAAAAAGAAUUCAUAUUAUGUACAUCAAUAUUUACAAUACACAAAAAAAUCGAGUUCAUAUUAUGAACAACAGUUAUAUAAGUAACCUGAAUUCAUAAACAGGGAAAAGAAAUGUCCUUCUAGUAUCUGUUAAUCAGAAGAAAAUAUUUUUUUUUUAAAUCCUGAAUCCUGUCUGCAUCAAGUAUCACUGUUAAGUAGAUAUGCUGAGGUACGUCCUACCAUAGUCCACACUGUUCUGUUCAAUGUAAGAUAUAGCGUGUAGCACACUGGCAGUGCUAGAAAAACCAUUUAUUAAACAAAAACAAAUAAACAAAAACAAAAAAAACAAGUCUCUGUAUGUAACGUUCUCUGAGUACUCAAGAAAUCAAAUAAAAAAAUUCAGGAACAUAUAAGAAAAAAAAUACAAAAAAAUAAUAAUAAUCGUGGUUAGAUCUCACCAUGCAGUGAUAGUGCAGAAAAGACUUGAUCUUUAGCUACGGUCACCUUUCUGUUGACUCCUUAAUAUGUGAACUUUCUUGUCCUAGAAUGGCUGAUUGGGGUCGCAGUAUCAAUCAUGCUGUGUCCUUUAAUGUAUUCAGGAUCCAGUUCACUGGGGGGCUAGAUAAUGAUACCUAGAUAUUAUUUGUUCCUUUAUUGCACAGUCUGUUUAAUCUAGAAUUUCUUAUCUCAUGCUCUGUUAAUUCAGAUUCACAAGGACAAUGAAACACAGCUGGCCUCUGAUCAGAAAUACAGUAGCGAUUGAUAAAAAAAUGACUCCCAGUGUAAGCUUUAGAAGUCCCUACGUAAUAAUAUAGUACCUCCAGUACAUAAGAAACACUAUCCCUUUUUCAUUAAUAGAAAAAAAAGCUUUAACACCCUAAAAUACAUAUAGACAUUACACAAUACAAUUAAAAUAUAAGUACAAAUUUAAUACAAGUAAAAAUAUCUCUCAUAAAAACCACCAUAUCAAUAAAAUGUUUAUGUACUAGCCGUCAAGACUCUGCAUGAGUCUGCUGUGUGUGAUUUAAUUUCAAUACUGUAUACAGAGGAAGAGAUAAAAUUUCCAAAGCAAGUUAACAUCUGACUGAAAAAUGUAACUUUUUUUUUUUUUUUUUUUUUUAUGGAGGCUGUGUCAGUCACAGCCAGGGUAGGUGUGGCUAAGGCUGCAUAAACCGAAACAGAAGUGAUUUAACUCCUAAGUGGCAGAGAAUUGAGCAGCAAAACUGCAGAGGCAUGAUCUAUAAAGUAAAACUGCUCCAAUAAGCUAACGUUGUUUUGAUGCAUAUAAUAUCCUGUUAAUAUUGAAAUGUGCCUAGGUUGCCAAGCAGAUCCCCCAACAGAGAAUUCAUAAAACCACAUAAUUAUGAAAAAAUAACAUAUAAAUAUAAACUUAGAAUGAAAUUUUAUAGAUUAUGUGAUUUAUUUAUUUUUAAUUUAUUUUUAUUAUAAAAAAAUUAAAUAUAUAGAACCUAGGCUGAAAGUCCAGAGAAUUUAAUUUGCAAGUCCUGUAUUACCUUGUAACUUUCCAAACCCCCGUAAAACCUGUACCUGGGGGUACUGUUGAGAUAUCGCUGAACACUAAUAUGAGCCUUUUAGAGCAGUAAAAUGUAUGUCAAUAAAAUCAUCAGUGAAAGGGGCAGUUUUUGAAAAAAAUUUGAAAACCAAAUAUGAACGCUAACUUGAGUUGUCUACUAUUGCAAAUGGUUUGCCGUGAUGGGCGUAAUUUUCAUUCCUGGACUGCAAUACAGUCUCAAACGCAAUGUAGGCCCAGCAGUAUUGCAGAAAAAAAAGAAUUUUAUGGCAUUCACAGUUAAAAUGCCAAGCAGAACUUAAAAAAAUAAAAUUUCUUAAUUUCUUACACUUUUUUUUUAGAUUUUAUUCAUACUAAUUUGUUUCAUAUAUACAUUUGAUGUGAAAUUAAAGCCACGUUCCUCCUUAACAAAAUUAUAUAUAACAAGAGUGUGUGCACUUAAUAUGAAAAAGGUAAACUAUGGUUGAACAGACAUAUUGCUCAAAUUCUAGGUUAUGUUUAGGUUCAGGUUUAGGUUCAGAACUUUUGCCUCUGCCCUUAAGUGGUUAAUAAAAUGAUUAUAUAAAUAAAUAUUCUGAUGUGAUUAUGAAAGCAUGUUCUUUGUUUGUCUUUUAGCCAUUCGUUAUACAUGAUAUGGAAACAUUGAGUAUUGGAGAAAAGACUCUGGUCGCAAAGCUUGUUGCCAACGGGAUACAGAAUAAAGUAGCAGAAGUCCGAAUUUUCCAUUGCUGCCAGUACACAUCUGUUGAAACUGUAACAGAACUUACGGAAUUUGCCAAAUCUAUACCGGGCUUCACCGAAUUGGACCUAAACGAUCAGGUGACUUUGUUAAAAUAUGGUGUCUAUGAGGCCAUGUUUGCCAUGCUAGCUUCGGUAAUGAACAAAGACGGGAUGCUGGUGGCUUAUGGGAACGGUUUCAUAACACGAGAGUUUUUGAAGAGUUUGAGGAAGCCGAUCGGAGACAUGAUGGAACCUAAAUUCGAAUUUGCCAUGAAGUUCAACGCCCUGGAGCUAGAUGACAGCGAUAUUUCCCUAUUUGUAGCUGCUCUUAUCUGCUGUGGAGGUGAGGACCAUGCUUCUCAAAUGGCAAUUUCCUAUAAAACAACUUGAAAAACUGCAUUUUAUUUCGAUUUGCUGUCAUUUGCUUUUAGAACAUGGAAUCAGGAAUUAUUUUAUCAUCUCAAUAUUUAGCCUAUAUAACAAGUUAAUGGUACUUGCAGUGUUUUUUAAUUGAACCCAGCUUUGUGGAUGAGUUAAUGACUCUGCCAUGGUUAAAAAGUUUAAAUUCAGAGUAAUUAAUUUUUGCCCAAAUUAGUUGAAGUGGGAACAGCUGUGUUUUAAUUUCCGCUAUUUUGGCCCGAAAUUUUACAUUUACUUUUAAAAGGACACUAUAGGUUCCAAGAUCACUUCAUCUCAUUGAAGUGGCAGUGUCCUUGUCCCUUUAACCCUGCCACCACAACCAUUUCCAGCAGUUUAUUUUUGUUCUUGCCAUGAAUAAAUCCUGUUAGAAAAGUUCAUCAGAGAUCUACUUGAACUGGCUGUGUGCAUAUUUAUAUACUGUUAUCCCCUUAAAAUCAUAAUUGUUCUAAUGUAAACAACUGAACACACUAUGUAGUUUUAAUUCAUUAAAGCGGCACUGUCAUGCCGAACUUACCUUUCCUCAAUCUCUUCCUCUUCUCCCCCUCUCUCAGGAUCUGUUAUUCUUUUCUUCCUGUCUUCUUUAGUUUUCUUUAAAAUCAUAAGACAAAGUAGGGACUCUUUGCCUUAUGGAGGAUUCCUCCGCUUGACCAGCUCUGACCAGCGGAGGAGCAAACUGUGCUUCAUUUCCGCUGAUCAGAGCAAUUUUCCCAUAAUUCUUACCUUUCCUCUGUGUUCCCAAGAUGCUUCCUGUCAUUUUACACGAAACUGCCGAAUUGCGUUCUAACUGAAUGAGAACAGUAUGUUAGUUUGUUUUAGAACACCUGUGGCUGCACACUGUAAAGUAAAAAAAACUAAAAAACUAUUGCCCCCCCCCCCCAGGCAGCGGGUGGGGGCCAUAAUGAUAAUGGAGGGAUGGACCUACUGUCCUCCCCCCCGGCCUCCACCCCUGGGCGGUGGGUGGGGGCCAUAAUGAUAAUGGGGGGGGACCUACUGUCCUGACCCCCGGCCCCCACCCCUGGGCGGCGGGUGGGGGCAAUGAUGAUAAUGAGGGGGGCCUACUCUUCUCCCCCCCCCCCGACUCCCACUGGGCGGCGGGUGGGGGCCAUAAUGAUAAUGGGGGGAACCUACUGUCCUCCUCCCCCCCCGGCCCCCACCCCUGGGUGGCGGAUGGGGCCAAAUGAUAAUGAGGGGGGGGACACCUACUGUCCUCCCCCACCCCUGGGCGGCGGGUGGGGGCCAUAAAGAUAAUGAGGGGGGGUACCUACUCCCCGCCACUUCAUAAGCCCCCCAGGCUUGAAAUCCAUCCAAUCACAGUGCUCUGUGUCAUUUUACACAGCGUGGGAAAGUUCUUUUGAUCAUAUUGACCCCCAUAGAGUGAGGGAGGACCUGGGGGGCUUAUGAAGUGGCGGGGAGCACUGCUCCCUGCCGCUUCUAUCUUUACAUAUUACAAGGAGGGAGCUGCGUGCCGGUAGCUCCCUACUUGUAAUAAACUGAACGAACAAAUGAACACUGAUACACAGUGUUAGUUUGUUCGUCUGAUAUUUCCAUUCAUUCAUUCGUCUGUCUGAUGAAUGAAUGAAUAGAUGAAAUUCCCAUUCGCAUGUCCAGGUGAUUCACUGGGCAUGUGCGGGAAUCUCACAGUCUAUCUAGUGUGGGCAGAUGACGUGUCCCACAGGGACUUCCUCUACCCACACAAAGAUGGCGGCGGAAUAUAGAUCGGGGGAGAAAAUAAGGAAUAAAAAAAUAGGUGAUGUGUGGGGCUUAGGGGCAUUUGGGGGUGACUAUGGGGUCAAUUAGAGAUAGUGGAGGCGGGAGGGGGGGUUAAAAAAAAAAAAACAGGAUUCGGCAUGACAGUGCCGCUUUAAGUCUCUGUGUUUUAAAGGGCGAUUAUGGAACAAUUAGUGACAUUGUUUAGAUUAAAGUUAUUUUACUCCCAUUUUUUCCCAUUCCACGCCAGUGUCGCUGCGGCUGACCCCUAUUGGGUUCGCCUCCAAUCUUGAUCUCAGCCAAGGCUAUUGCGCAUGCGUGGCAUAACAUCACGCUGCGUCAAUCAGUAUCUCUUCAUAGAGAUGCACUGAAUCAAUGCAGUGCCCCUCAGAGCAUGGAAACGCUAGUAGGUGUUGCACACUGCAUGGCUUUGACACAGGAAGCACCUCCAGUGGCUGUCUGAGUGACUGCAACUAGAGGUGUUACUAGGCACCAAUUCCUCUGAAAAGGCAGUGUUUAUAUUGAAAAGCCUACAGGGACAGGCUAAAGAUACCAGAACCACUACAAUAAGCUGUGGUGGUUCUAGUGACUAUAGUGUCCCUUUAAGAACGUGUUAUUUAUUUAUAGUUCUGAAAAUGAAAUGGAAGUGCAUGUCGAAUGCACUCGACUCUUCAAAAAAUGAAAUAUUUGUCAAGCAGCUUUCAAUUACUUCACUUUAUGUUUCCAUAAGUGAGUGAGUGGUUGUUAAUUAAAAUGAGGGAUCGGUGCUUCAAGUCAAGUUGACAGGAGAUUUUACUGGUUUGUCUAAAAUCUGUGAAUCAAGGGAGAACAGUGCUAGAGCUGGAUAUGUUUUUUGCUUUUUUAAUGAUAACCAAUAUCUUAAAAAAUACUUCCUAAUUAGAUUAAAUACAAGUUACUUGUAAUUACUAUUUUUUCUUUGUCUUAUUUAAAGCACUGUUUCCCCCUCUCAUUCUUCCCAGACCGUCCAGGACUGGUGAAUGUAGCCAGCAUCGAGCAAAUACAGGAGAACUUGGUUCAUGUCCUAAAGCUGCAUCUGCAAUUGAACCACCCGGACGAAAGCUUUCUGUUUCCCAAGCUCCUCCAGAAAAUGGCAGACUUGCGUCAGUUGGUAACAGAACAUGCUCUCAUGGUACAGACGAUCAAAAAGACUGAAACAGAUGCAGCACUGCAUCCCUUAUUGCAAGAGAUCUACAGGGAUAUGUACUAAGGACUUACAGAUAUCUAGAUAUAUAUAUAUUUUUUCACAGUUUUUUGCAUUAGAGUUGGGCAAAGCGAUCAUUUAACACCCCUUCUCACCACACUUGUUCUGAUAAACAGUAGUGCCUUUUGUCUAUGCAAAAAAAAAAAGGAAAACAAAGAUAUACUUUGUUCUUUAAAUCUCACACGGAGACGUCACACACUACAGGAUCACGUUAUUUUAUUUGUGUAUAGUUUCAAUCUAUUUUUUUUAAAGAGUAAUAGCCGUGUGAAGCAAUCGUCCUUUCCGUUGACCAUAUUUUGGAGGUAGUACUCAGGUCCAUUAUCAGCGUGUAAUUGUUUUUGUUUCCAGGGAUAGAAAUUUAAUAAUUUUGGUAACCUCUGUCCAUUUAACCCAUUUUAUUGUUUCACAAAAGUAUCAUGGCUGAGAUCCAGCACAGACAAGAGGUCAAGCCCUACUCUCAAUCCUGAGGGCCACCUCAGGUCACAAGGUGCUUUACAAAGAAGACUUGUAGAGGUCAAAUAGAAGACUUGCAGGACCUCACAUAUUCUCUACAGGUCGACUAAUUUGCCAUGUUGGGAGUUGGAGAAGGAUCAAAUGGAACUGCUUUGCUGUUGCUGGGCAGUAUUUAGUGUAUACUCAAGCAGCUUUUCCAAGGAAAAUGUUGAUUAAUGUUUCCUUAUUCUCUUUCCCAACGUGGAAAAGAAAUAUUCAAUUUCCUCAAACAUCGGCCUUUCCCCAUGUUAAUCAAGAAGUAAGAUGCCACACGUUGCUGUCAGUUAAUCAAAGUGUGAUGUACAAUAUUGGUGUUUGUCUAAGAUGUUGAGUUUUGUAAGUACCUGGAAACUUUCAAAAUAAGCUGAGCCUGAGAUUUUUCAGAAGAUUAACUUCCUAGUAACCCAUUGCAAAGAUUGAUUGUAGCUCCUGCUAAUAGUUGUUAAAGAAGAACUAAUUACUUUGGUGGUAAUGGCACAUUUUAAUAGUUAUUGGGAAGUAAUCCUGUGUAUUUUGCUUGUAUCCGAUACAAAGUUCUUCUAACACAGCCUAUCACCCUGACAUGCUGCAGAGGUUAAUAUUAAGUUUUAAAAUGAGAUUUAUGAAAACCCUAACUUUUUACUAUUUAGAGAUAUAUUACAUUGUGAAAUAAUGAAAGGUUAUAAUGUAGCUGACUAAAUUUAAAUCAAAGUCUGUUAAAAAAAAAAAAAAUGGCCGAUGACAUCUAGGAUAUUUUAGAACAAGACAUGCUGGCUCUCUCGUACUAAGAAGUAGAUUUAAUUUUGCAAAGUCAGUUGAAAUUUUAAAAUGUUUGUAAUAUUUAAUAAUCUUUCAAAAAUGUAGUUUUUCUUUUUCUAUUUGUGUCGAUUGUUCCUGCCCCAAGGUAAAGGAAUGUAAGUAAACUAACAUGUAUGUUUAAUAUACAUGUGCACACACACAUUGCUUCAAAGGGCUGAAAAAAAACAUGUCAACAAAUUUUUAUUGCAGUUUAAGGGGAAAAAAUUAUUUUAGCUGAAUAUCAACAUUUAUCUUUAUUACAGCAAACAUUGCGUACCAAACAUUUUCCAAGCUAGAGUUACAUUUGGCAAGCUGAUCUAAUGUUAAGUACAUUGUGUUUACUUUUGAGAAAAUAUCAGCCCCCUUUGUGUAUUUAUAUGAAACAGAACAUUUGUUAUAUUACUACAAUUUGACAUAUUUAGAGUAUGCAAUUUUAAUCAAGGGUACUUUAAAAAUACUUUUUUCUUUCUCUUGAUUCAUUAGAUAAUGUUGUGUUACUGUAUAAUCAUUUCUUCAUAGUAGAAGCUACAUUACAACUGGCUAGUUUUCGUCAUUAUCAUAACAGGACAGGUAUCUAGUAACAAAAACCAGGCAGAAGAUAUACAACUCACAAACCAGCAUGGGAAUCGGUAAACAUAUAUUACAGAAUAUAAAAGGACAAGAAUCAGAGAAAGAAAAUAGUGGCACAUAGAAGCACUUUUAACAGAAUCCUAAACAUGUAGGUCGGCCGACCUGCCUUCCAAGUCUGCAUCAUAGGAGAAAGGAGAUCUAUAUAUAAAGCAGACUGUAUAGCAUAAAGUUUUCAAACUCACUUAAAGGACCACUCUAGGCACCCAGACCACUUCAGUGGUCUGGGUGCCAGGUCCAGCUAGGGUUAACCCAUUUUUUCAUAAACAUAGCAGUUUCACAGUGAGAGCACACCAGCGUCCAUAGGAAAGCAUUAUGAAUGCCUUCCUAUGUGACCGGCUGAAUGCGCGCGCAUUCAGCCGACGGGGAGGAGAAGAGGAGGAUCGGAGGAGGAGAGCUCCCCGCCCAGUGCUGGAAAAAGGUACGUUUGCCCUUUCCAGAGCCGGGCGGGAGGGGGUCCCUGAGGGUGGGGGCACCCUCAGGGCACUAUAGUGCCAGGAAAACGGGUAUGUUUUCCUGGCACUAUAGUGGUCCUUUAAUUCAUUCGUGUUGAAAACCUCAAAUCUCACAUUUAUUUUUUUGUGCCUGAAAAUAAAGGACACUUUAUAUGUUUUAUAUCUGCUGAAGACAACUGUGAGAUGAAAUGUUUAGGGUCAGUGUAUCUGGUGGAGGAGCUUCAACAGAAGAUCCUGUGUGACCCUUGCACCUGAUACCCUGUUUAGAUAUGUAGUUGCCUCUUGUGCACCAAAAUGUGCUUGGAGUGGAGCAAAAGUUUAAUUUGCUCUGCCUGGUUUUUGUUGGUAGAACCCAUACUAAAGAUUGCAGCCUAUUUUGGGAUUCAGGAGGUACAGCCUUGAGCAAAGCAGGUGUAAUCCCCAAACCUAUCGCAGGUCCAAAUGUUGGACAGUGGUCAUCUUAUAGGUUUGGGAGGUAAUGGAACUGAAGUUGAAAUUUUUAAGACUUUUAUUGUUUUUAAUUUUUUUUAUUUAGACUUUGGCAAAAAAUCACCAGAGAUUGCUUGCGUAACAUAAACAAUAUACUUGAUGUUGAUUUGAGAUACUAAAUAUUGUGCAAUGUCUCAUGCUUCAUUAACAGGAGGAGUUAAUUUUCUAAAACUAAAAUAUUUUACAGUGGCUUAAAUAGUUUAAAUUUAGAAUAGAAUUUUUUAUUUUUUUUAAAAUGCACUACGUAAGUAAAAGCAUUUUUGUUCUCAGGGAUUUUUUUCUCUUGUUUUGUGAGUGUACUUCAUAAAAGCAUCUUUUAUCUUUAAAAUGUGUUAUCUCUCUUUUAUGUAAUGUCUGCUGGCUACAUUUUCUUUAAAGGUAUGGAUGGGAUAGUUUUGUAAAUUUAUACUGUUUACAUUAGCCUAAGCUAAUGGUACAGUUUAGCACCGUCCCUAUAAAAAAAAAAAAAAAAAAACUAGGCUGCUACAAUCCAGUGUUUUUGCUUGACUGAUGCUGUAGUUUGGUGCCAUCUCCUUAAAGGACCACUCUAGUCACCCAGACCACUUCAGCUUAAUGAAGUGGUCUGGGUGCCAGGUCCAGCUAGGGUUAACCCAUUUUUUCAUAAACAUAGCAGUUUCAGAGAAACUGCUAUGUUUAUGAAUGGGUUAAGCCUUCCCCUAUUUCCUCUAGCGGCUGUCUCAUUGACAGCCGCUAGAGGCGCUUGCGUGCUUCUCACUGUGAUUUUCACAGUGAGAGCACGCCAGCGUCCAUAGGAAAGCAUUAUGAAUGCUUUCCUAUGUGACCGGCUGAAUGCGC